Molecule: messenger RNA, 84877 nt
Organism: Rattus norvegicus (Norway rat)
Lineage: Eukaryota; Metazoa; Chordata; Mammalia; Rodentia; Muridae
Source: RefSeq, a predicted model, not a curated record
GGGAGAGAGAGAGAACGAGAGAGAGAGAGAGCGAGAGAGAGACUUCCUUGACAUUCUCUGGUGCUUACUUACUUAAGGCUUCUAAAAUUUAACAAAGCAGAGAGACCCAUGCAGGCCUUGUCACCCUAGAGGCUCUUGAGCAGGGAAUUGGCUUUUCUUUCAUCUCCUCUUUUCCCCCAAGUUCACUGUGGUGGCUGAAAUCUGGAAGCCCCACUUGUGCCUCAUGGAGUUGAUUGGCUCUUGGUUGCCUGGAGCACCUGGGAAGGGUUCAGAGGAAAAGUGGAGAUGAGCAACAUGGCUCCCCCUGCCUAAAUGGACCAGUGGGAGCUGUGAACAGCGCAGCUCUGAGAGUGUCUGACUCUCCUUGAGACCAGGUAGCCUGCCCUCCCUCCCUUCCUCCUAUCUUCUGCCCUUCCAUUCUCCCUUCCUGCCUCUCUCACCCACAGCACAUAUCCAGAGUCCCUGUACCCUGGGCUUCUGUCCCAGCACUGACCUUUACUAUUUAAUUUACUUUUCUCCAAACCCUGGGAGGCAGAAGCCAAGAGGGGCCGCUCGCUCAGGAGCACAUGCAGCAGCUGCUGCCACAGGUCAGCUCCCAAAUCAACCUGGUAUUUUUACUGCACUGGGGAGGAGGAAAGUGAUGGAGUGCUCCGGACUGAACUGGGAGUGAUGAGAGCCCUAGGGAGAUGGAAGGAAGGGGCUGGCUGGGCUCUACCAGAAAGCUCUCCUAUUUGGCUGCACAGGAAAUAAGACCCUACAGAGAAAAGGCCCAGGAUGGAAUUCCCUGCACCAGAACCCUCUGCCCAGGGCUUCUCCUCCAUCACUGUCUUGCUUUGGUUCAGAAGGAGUACAUAUGGAGGAGUCUUCCUCACUAAAGAGGAACAUUCCAGAGCUGUACAACCAGUGGGGACAGCCAUGGCUGCCAAUAAAGCUGGCUGGUCCUGCACCCCUCACCCGGGUCCCCUGCACCCCUCACCCGGGUCCCCUGCACCCCUCACCCCUCUCCUUUUCAUCUUCCUUUUCAUUGGGGACGUCAGAACCUUGACCUGACUCAUGAGUGAUUUCCAUUUCAGACAUGCCUCAUUGCACAUGCAACAUGUUUAACCAGUGUCAGGUGUGCCAGACACCGUGUGAAGCACUUGAAAUAUAUUCUCUUCUCAUACCAGCUCCCUUGGGGAGAUAUUAUUAUCCCUAUCUUAGCAUUCAGAAAAUAGGGUCCCAGAGAGGUUGACCAACCUACCCAAGGCCACAGAGCCUUGGUUGAGCUGGGAAGAAAAAAAAAAAAAACCUAAGGAUCAAGAUCCCGAAUCUUCUAACCUGACUACAGCCCCAUGCCAAUGUUUCCAGUCACUCUUGGGUAGGUAAUUUUCAGUGUUCCUUCUGUUAAAAAAAAGAAAGAAAGGCAAUUAAGAGAUGCUUAAAGACAGCCAACAGAUGUAGCAAUAGGGAGUAGAGCCACUAUUGGAUGGAGAGGUCCCUGGACCAUUAACCUACAAACUGCAGGAUGGGACCUGCCUCGGAGACUCCCAACACAGGAGGGCCCUGUCCAUCAACAAAUCACUGGAUGUGUUGUACUGGGCACUCAGUACAAACCGUACAGGAAUAGGUCUUUCUGUGGAGACACAUUUGAGGAAUGUCACAAUAGAGAGUAGGGGAACAAAAGAGGCUCCGUGUGUGAUAGAAUUGAGGGAGCAGUACAGCGUAGUCAAUGAAAGAGCAGGGUCCACUCCACACUUCCUUGGCUUGAAUCAGGCUCCACCACAUGCAGUCUCAGCCUCGGAUUCCUCAUCUGUAAAGUGGGGUCAUCUCAUAUCAAGAUCUAGUUCUCUGUUCUCCUUUUAACCUUUUAGCACUGAAAUGCUGCUGACUCUAGACAGGGUCAGUAGUGAAUAAUUCUGAUUUUCCAGACACACAGACAGGGGGACUGGUUCUUAACAAGUGGUGUGAUAGAAUGAAAGGGGGAUACCUCACUUGGGCAAGCUUCAUUCUCCUUCAGCUGACCAAGAACUGUCCACAAUGAGGCUAACACCCUCUGCCUAAGGAGGACCUGGUGUUGGGCUCCUUGUGGUCUACAACAUUCUGAUCCACUCAUUUGCAAGUUAUUUUGAACCAAGUUGCUGUUUGGAAACUCAAACCAUUCAUCAAUGGCCUACCUACCUCACCACCUCCAUCCAUGUUUCCAGUUCCACAUGAAAUCUUUCUGUGGAGAUGCCUUCCCCACCUGACUUGAACAGAGCAACAUCCCCUGAACAUUGUCCCCAGAUCCCUGUGUUCACACUGGCUAUCAGACAGAAUUUCUGAUCCUAAUAAGACUGAUGAAACAGUCAGACACUAUUUUGUCCAAGAAUUAGCAGUCACCAUUAAAAUUCAAGAAAUCAACUUAAAUUAAGAAGCAACUGAACUCGUUUGUGUCCACUUCCUAGAGACAUUCAAGAAGCUAGUGUCCACUACCAUUCUUGGAAAAAGACCCUUUCUUAUUUUUUUCCCAUUACUUUGUUAAAAAGAGCCUAAGAAGACCACCCUGGGUUGGGAAAGGGUGUAUUUGGUUCACGAUUCCAGGUUAUAGUCAUUCCUUGCAGGAAAGUUAAGGCAGCUAGCUAGUCACAUUAUAUCCAGAGUCAAAAACAGAGAGCAAUGAAUGAAUGCUGGUGCUCAGUUAGCUCAGUUUCUCUACUGUGUAGGCAAAGAUCUCAAGCCUAGGGAAUGGUGUUGCCUGAGAUGGAUGUGUCCACACCUAUUAGGAUAACUAAAUCAAUCUCUCCUAGGUAUCUCAGAGGCUCAUCUCCCAAGUGACUCUAGAAUGUGUCAGGUUGAUGAUUAAAACUAACCAUCUCAUACCCUAUACUCACAUAAAAACAAACAAACAAAUAAACACUGUUAGGCCAACAUCAGGGUGCUCUGAGGUUGUUCUAAUGGAUAGAGACUGAGGAGAGACUCCACAGAGCCUCUUUCCUCCCUUUGGGGCACUGAGGUCACUAUUCAUGAGCAGAGUCUUGUGUUUGGUCCGACCUGCCACGAGCAUCUUUACUCUUCCUCAUAAUCGGGACCCCGUUACUUGGUGAGGCAUCUUUGAGGUUGGAAGGGCAGUUACUGCUACUAUGGUCAUAAAGGUGGAAGGACUGAGGACAGUGAGAAGUCAUGUGCGCGAGGUCAUUAGGUUAAGGCUCUUCUGAAGUAUGGAAAGGACCUGUGUCUGCUCCAAGACCUUUUAACUUCCUGGCACUGAGUUCAGUGAUGGAAACCAGGUAGUUGUCAUAACUGGUCACCUGCCUUCCAUCUAUGGGUGUUUCUUGUUACCAGGAGCUAAAGAUGAGCAACAGGUGAGGCGCCCAUUGCGUCUAUUUUCAGGACAUUGACAGUCCCUGGGGCUUGCCCCCCAGAGGAGUCAUUGAUGGGGUGAGCACACCGCACGCAGGUGCUGUGAAGCUUAUACCACACGGACUGCAUCUUUCUCCCAGCUUUUCCUGAGGCUUUGCUGAAAAUGGGUUGGCUGGAGUGGAAAGCCAUGGGAGAAAUGAAAUGGGCAGAGGUGAGACAGGAAGGAGAGGCAGCAACUGAUUCCCAGUGGAGCUGACAGACCGUGGAGAGAUGCUGGGCCUUUUCAAAGGGCUGCUCAGAAUCAUGAAAAGGAUUUAUGUUUGCUGAGCUGGGGAGUGGCCACUGUGGAGACAGGAAGACAGGAGGAGGAUGGCUAUCAGCAGUAGCAAUAGGGAGUGAGCUGUAUGUGAAUCCUAGGAAUAGAAGCUUUGAAGACAUGAUGGAUAAUGACCUCUGAGCAGAAAGGGAGAGAAGAGAUGGGCCCGCACUGGGGUCUACACACAGUAGAAGUUCAGAAAACAUUCGUGUGCCCAAGACAGUUGAUGCAGAUACAUGAGUUAGGGAGCUGUGUCCUGAUGGUUUGGGGUCAUUGGCCUUAGGUGACACUGUGCUGGCAUUUGGGUACCGUUUCCCCUCCUUCAUGGCUUUGUCUGUGAGCUGCACUGUCUUCUCUGCAGUACUUGUCAAUCUUGUUGACACACCACAUUUGGCAAUCAUUUUAUUUUUAUCACUUUAUUAUCGUCUUUGGAAGCCAGGCACCACAGGUGACCUCCUCAAAAGCUCUCUGCAGAACCGCCGUGUAUAAUUAGUAAAUGGGGAAAUGUGUCACAUACAGAGGAGUCUCCACUAUGGCUCUCCCUGGAGCGUGGGCAGGCCUUGUUUCCCAGCUGGGGACACACAUCAGGACCACUAAGGAAGGAGGCCAGCCCAGGAAUUGCCUGCUCUACCCUCUGUGCUCUAGUUGGCAAGAGGAAGACGCCACAGCAGGUGAAACUCCAGGCCCUUCUGCUCAUCCAACAGGAAAGGAAAAGAACAAAACAGAAAACGCUAGAAAAAUGGAGUGCUGAUCCUUUAGAGCCCAGAGUUCAGAGUCUGAGAAUUCAUUAACUUCAUCUUAGCGGUAUUUUAUGUUUAUGCCUGUGUAUGUAUGUGCGCAUGUUGGUUUGUGUUCUUAUGGGCAUACAUAUGUAUACGGGUGCAUGAGGUCAAGCUCUGGUGUCAUUUCUCAGGAGCCAGCCACCUUGAAUGGUUCUUGAAACAGGGUCUCUAGUUGAUCUAUAGCCCACUGAGUAGGCUAGUCUGGCUGGCCUUGGAGCCACAGGGACCUGAUUGUUCCUUCCCAGCACUGGGUUUCCAAGGACCCCCAUGAUGCCUCACUUUUUAAAAUGGAUUCUGGGAAUUGAAGUCUUCAUGGUAAGCACUUUACGGAGCCUCCUCUCUAACUCCUUUUGGCAAUAUUCUGUGCCAAACGUAGCCACAGAUAAUGUGGGACAUGAGAUAAGGCUGUCUAAGUAACUGAAAAUACACAGUGAUGUGUAAUAGCGAUGCUUGCAUUUGGUUGCGAUUUUCUUGAGGGCAGGGAUUGACUCUGACUCAUUCCUGUGCUUUCCAAAGUUGGUACAUGACUGCAGAGAAAGGACUCAAUAGUGCUUGCUAAACAGAUGGACAGAUCGAUAGUUCAUAACAAACGGAUGGCUGAUAUGCUUAGGUGCAGGGAGUCCUGAAUAGUAAAACAUGUCCGUAAAGUUUUUGCCAAAGCCAAGCUGGCAUCCCCAAUUCAUCCCGAGACUCCUGCCUCCAACCACGGAAUCUUCACCACAAUCCUGCCUCACUUUGUAUUUGAGUUACUGGGUGAUCUUGGCUCAGUUUCUUCUUGGACCACAUUGGGCAAGAUUUUUCAUUUGUUGACAAACAGUUUUGAAACUGAUCAGUCCAGCGAAUUUCAAAUGGAGGGGCACACAGUUUUGAAACUGAUCAGUCCAGCGAAUUUCAAAUGGAGGGGCAGCAGAGUUUGUGUAUUCCAACAACUUAUGCUCAGAAAUGAGUGCCUUCCCCAGUCUGCUGGAGGGUCAGGUAGCUGAGCAAGACCAUGGGGAAAGACUUGGCAGGGAGAGGAAAAGUCUGGGAACGAGAAUAGACUCUAAGGUGCACCAGAAUGGCUGAACACUGGGUUUUUAAGCCACCUGCUGGUAGGGGAUGUUUGCUCCCUUGGAUAUCUUAGACUUGCCUAGAAUUCUCUCUGUAGCCGGUGGUGGCCUCAAGCUUGUGAUGCCCCUGUCUUGACAACCUGAGUGGCUGGGAUUAUAUGUUAUCACACUUGAGCUGGCUGGGAUACUUUUCCAAUCUUUCCAAUCAUUUGUUCUGUUAGACACAGUGGGCCCAGGGAAUACAGAGUGGAGGAAACACAGCCUUAGUCUGAGGAAUUUACCACCCAGAAUAUUAUUGGGUAAGAGGCUCGGGAAUGUUUUGUGUUGUAAGGGGAAAUGAAUUGAGCUGCUACAUUUUUUUGGACUGGAACUAUUGACUUUGACUUUGUUUUGAGUGGCAAGAACAUGAAUCAGGUGUCUGGUCUGUACCAGGCACAGUGCAUGCUGUCUCGGUGAGUGUUUAGACACAUCUGUGGAAGCCAGGUCUUAGGAGAGGAGCUCAAAGGUUGAAAGUUGCUGGCAACAUCUGCUUACUCCAGACUUUAUCUUCCAGCUGUCUCCAGCUGCUCCAGGGACUAGAAACUGCCAGGAACAGACAACCAGAAGUAAGUUUAGCCUGCCUGGCCAAGCUCUACACACACCCAACUCCCAGUCAUCCAUGAGUCUGCAGACACAUCCGGGACCGGAGACAACUUUUGACUUCCUUCUUGCCUGUCAUGGGCCAUUUGUGGUCUGUAAAUAGCUGGGUGUUUCUCUAGAGUGUGAGGCUUGAGCUGACAGUGACUGGAUAGUACCAUUCUUAUUGCGACCUGGUACCUGCCUCCAAAGAUGCCAUGUUGAUGAGGGGCUUCUAAAACCAUGGAAAGUUCAUUAAGGGGGUGUAACCUGAAAGGGGGUUACAUCCCACAGUAUAAUUGGCUAAUGUUUGUAGGGUCUCAGCCAUUCAUCUGAGAUGCUUUGGUGGAAAAUUAGACAUGCAGAAUCUUGAGCUCUGGUCUUAUUCAAUUUUUAAUUAAUUUUCAUGUAAUAAGCUGUAAGCACAUUAAUAUCAAUGAGUUACUUCCUGCAGUGUGGCUAGCAUAUGGCUUUCAGGAGCCAGGGGUAUUGUCUUUCCCUUUAUUUGGGUUGAAUAAAGAUUACUGAUUCUCUCAAGUAUUAUUUUCUGACUUCUUUGGAGGUGGGGCUAGAAGAGAUUAAUUAAAUUUCCCCAGCACGCUUGGGUUGAGAUUUCACAGGCGUUUAGCUGGGGAGCAACAAGAAGACUCAUCUUCUUGUAUGCAGGGCUCAUCCAAGACUGAGCUGCCAGAGGAACCAGCAACAGCCUCUGGAGCACGGUGAGCUCAACAUUGUUAUGAGAAGGUCUGAGAAGAAUUCCACAGUGAAAAUAUGUAAAGUAUGUAUGUGGCACGCUGUGCCUAGACACCAAGGUCCUGCCCAGCCCCGUCCUUUUUUCAGACAAAUGUGCUGUCGCCAUUUGAGCACCUCUGGUGCACAGAUGAGAUGUACCCCAGUAUCUGGGAGGCAGCCGUCUAGGAUGAAGUGUUUUAACACGAGCACAGCAGCAAGUCUCAAGUAAAGCUACAAAUCCAUGAGAGACCCAUCAACGACGGCGACAUCAUUCGUAGCACAGUUACAAAAGGGAUAGUUUUGGAUGAAUGGAAUUUAGAUAUAAAGGAAAUGGUAGUCAUUCCCGGAGCGAGGGAAAACGCAAACAGUGCCCCAAAAGAGUGCAGGCAAGGGGGUUGGGGAUUUAGCUCAGUGGUAGAGUGCUUGCCUAGCAACUGCAAGGCCCUGGGUUCGGUCCCCAGCUCCAAAGAAAAGAAAAAAAAAAGAGUGCAGGCAAGGUCACCAAAUCCAAGGAAAGCCUCCGACAUGCUUGUCUUUCCUCCAGCCAGGUGAGUGUCUUACUGCUUGUCACUUCCCUCCCUUCCAGGUGUCCUAUGUCAAGCAGCCAGCAUGCCUGACAGUGCCAAGGCUGGGACGCAGAAGAGUCUUCAUGGCAGCCAGGCCUCUUAGGGUCUGGUCUUGUGUGCAUCCUAUGUGUCGUGGCUCCCUUAUGUCCCAGAGUCACUAAGAAUGGUGCCUCUGCAGUGGAGAGUAGAGGUGGCAUGAAGUGUUGAAGUUGGCAACAGGGAUAAGUCUGGGUAAUGGAAGUCUAUGCAGGAAAUCUCUUUUGCUCAACCUUUCGAGUCUGAGUUAUUCUUCAUGCUUGAUGGAAGUGGCAUAAGAUCCCUAUCAAAUCCCCCUUUGAUGAUUGAGAAUAUUAAGGCACUCCAGGCCCGUAAGCCUGAACCUCAGUUCCCAAGAGAGUCAAGUUCGUGCCCCAAAUCUUGGAUAAGACUGGUUUCUUGUCUUCAGGCUUCUUUUGUCUCUUGAAAAGAGAGAACCAGGGCCGUAGAGAGCUUCCCACGAAGACACUGAGAACUUAGACUUAGCUAGGUCUGUUGAUCUGAAGUAGCUUUAUUUCAGAGGCAUGGUGCUAUUUUGAUGACGCCAGCUCAGAGACGCUUGAGUAAGUGAUGAGAGGAAGCGCGAGUUUGGGUUUGGCUUGCUCCAGCCAUGUGGUUUUCAGCAGAAUUUGCAGCUUCCUGUUUGGCAUCUCCCAUCCUCAUCGCAUCCAUCCCAUGAGAUGGAGCUGACUGUACCCUGAUCUAUAGUUAAAAGUCGUUCUUCCCCCCAAAGAGCCCACAGGAUUCUCAGUGUAGGAGCUGGGAUGCUGACCCCAUGGCUAGCUGUAUCUGAAGGACUCUGAAUAAAUCAAUCAGGAUUUGCCUCCAUAGAAAAGACAAUUGACCUCCUUGCUCUAAUCCCCAGCUUUCAGCAGCAUUCUCUGCCAAGGACAACAGCAUCCACCUACAAGUGGCUCACUGGCAAACGGGGACAGUCAGCUGGAUGGUAGCAUCUCUCACAAUAAACUGCCCCAAGAAAGGACUGUGACUCGGGAAGAGGAGGGGGAAGCAGAGAGGCCACGGGCAGCUAGAAGCUCUUUGCAGCCUCAGCCAUGGAUGGUCUAAUCGCUCUUUGUUUUCUCAUUAAUUUUUUCAGUCUUCUUCCAACUGUGCUAUCAGCAGGACCUUCAUGUCCCUCCUGAAGGCCUUGCCCCUCCCCCCUUAUUCAGAAAUCGGAUGAUUGACUCAGUGCAAAGGGUCAGUCAUACUUUCUCCUCUAAUCAGUGGAGGUAGCAGAGCUCACUGCUGCUUCACACAGAGCAGCUGGUUAAGACUGGUUUAGAGCCCAGUGUGGAGGCACAGGCUGUAACCUACCAUUUGGGAGGUGGAGGCAAGAGGAGCAGGCUGGAUUACAGGAGACUCUAAAAACAAAAUGAAAACGGAGAUGACGCAAGGCUGCUUUGGGCAUCAGUCUCACUGGAUCUGAGGAUUAAAGGAAAACACAACUUAAUUCCCUGGCAUGAGCUUGCUACAAUGUUACCAAGACAGCCAGCAGCAGCCAGCAGCCAGCAGCCUACCAGGACACACAUCCACCCACCCCCAAAUCUCUGCUUCUAAGCUUCCUUUGAUGAAGUUGACACAAACUAUCUAAGACUAGACAGUCUGAGGCAGUGGUCCUCAACCUUUCCCAUGCUGUCACUCUUUAAUGUAGCUCUUCAUUUUGUGGUGACCAACUCCCAGUCGUAAAAUUAUUUCGUCGAUACCUCACAACUGUAAUUUUACUGCUGUUAUACAUCAUAAUUUAAAUAUCCAAUAUGCAGGAUAUCUGAUAUAUGAUCCCCCCCCCCACACACACACACAUACACAUGUUGUGGCCCCACAGGUUAAGAAACACUUCCCUAAAGGAACACGAGCUGGGGUUCCUCUGUUCAGGUCUUCCCUGUCCUGUCUGUGGAAGACAUCCUGUUGGGUGGGUGACCACUCUUAUUCCCCUCCUACAACAAGAGAAUGGCAACUAGGCUUGAUGGGGCACGCCUUUAUUCUCAGCUCUGAGACCAAAACAAGUUUACUAGUUCAAGGCCAGCCUAGGCUGUGUAUCUAGAGCCUGGGUUUUUUGUUUGUUUGUUUGUUUGUUUGUUUGGGGUUUCUUUUUGGUUGUUGUUGUUAAAACAAAGUUUAUAAAAACAGAAUGGCAGUGUGUUUAGACUUGGUUGGGUUCCAGAGAGAUCCUAGUACUGCUUACAUGGUCCUGUGUGGCCCCUGGCCCCUCUCUCCUGCAGCUUCUGGAAUUAUUGAGGAUGCUGGUAACUAGAUAUCUAUCCUAAAUAUAGAAGAAAGGUGUGUUUAGUUUGGAUAUCAAUUUAGACCUGAACAAAACUUCUGAUUCUUCUUUAGAACCCAGGUGUUCGUGUGGCUGGAGAGAUGGCUUAGUGGUUAGGAGCUCUGGCUGCGCUCGCACAGAGCUUGGGUUUGGUCUUCAGCACCCCUAUAGUGGCCAUCACAAGCUAUUAGGAGCUGGGUAAGAAUAGAGAGGUGCGCCUCUAGGUCAGAGUCCUACUCUAUUCCAAGUUCUGGUACAAGGCUCCUACUGGGUGACUGAAAUGAGUGUGAGUAAUAAUUUUUUUUAAUCUGGUAGUUCUUGGCACCACCAUUGGUGCCAGGUCCUGGUAGCAGCCCCUGGUCACUUUUCAGCCAACCUAUCACCACCAACAGUUCCUACAGACUCGAGGCCAGCAGAUUUGGGCUCUACUCGUGACCCUGCUGUUAGCCCAAGCAAUUGGACUCCGGUCUUUCGGUACCUUGGUUCUGGUCUCAUACUAUCUCAUGAGGAUGCUGGGUCAUAACCCUCUGAUCUCUUUCUUCAGUUUCACUGUUGUAGAAAUCUCUUAACCCCGAGGUUACAAAAGUCAGCCUUGCACAGUGAUGGCUCCUAGAGGUAGGAAUACCAUUGGCUAAACACAGCCACAUUCCAGAUACUUUUACACAGAUAUCAAGUUUUCCAAAAUUUCUCCACGAGGUAGGAACUACACUGUCCGUUUAACACAGGAGAUGAUGUCUGAGGUUUGGGAAGACUGGGUUCUGAGCUCCUGUGACCAGGCUCUCAAGUAGCCUGAAUUCAGCAGGGUCUGUAAGGAAGGCACACGCUGCCUUUCCACAACCAUCUUCCCUGUUGUGACUACCAUUUCUGGGCCCCUUCAGGAAAAGCAGCAGUGGCAACAGCCUCAGCUUGAGUCAUCGGAGGGGCCAGCCCAUCCAACUGAAACCUGAGUAUCACGCUCACCUCACAGCUUCAUCCCUCCAGGCAAGGCACAAUUGGGGGAGAUCAGGCUGGCCCAUUUGUCCUCUGCUCUUCCUUGCUCCCCAUCUGUUCCCCGAGUCCCAAGCCCUGGCACACUGGGACUGGUGAGGAAACAAAGGAAGGGACUGAGUCCUCAGCACAGGUCCCAUUCUCUGUGUAUUAUUGUUGUCAGGGCAGUGUCCCAAGGUCAUCCUGCAAAAUGAGAUGUCUGGAACAUUCUUUGAGAUCCUCCUCUCUGUUAUUGAAGUUCCCCACUUCCAACCACCAGAUAACCUGCUCUCUACCUGCUGUCCCCUCCUGCAUAGCCUGCAUAGGCUAAGUUCUUUGACAGUGAUUGGUGGUCCAGAGAAUGGGUGCAUGCUUGCUCUGAAGCUAGCCUAGCACUGGCCCCACCCUCUCACUCUGCCACCACACUGUCUCAAAUCCUGGAGACACCUCUAGGUCCCACACUUCUGGCUUGGUCUGCUCCAUGAACAGAAGGGAUUAUUUCUGUAAGUCUCAGGAACUCAUGCAUGUCCUUGCAUGCCCCUCCAGGCUGUCCCUCUUCCAGGUUCUCCAACUUCUGUGCUCCUCACAGUGUCCCCUAAAGCUAAUAAGAGAUGGGUUGUGACAUGGCCUGCUUUGUCCCAUUUCUCUAUAGAUGUCCUCAGAGGGUCCGACUCCUCCUGCAUCCUCCUCUGAUGGAGUCUGAGGAUGAGCCUUGCUAUCUUCCAGAAUGCGCUGUUGGGCUUGCAUAGCUGUGUAAAGCAUCUCUCAAUGACUUUUGAUCCCUGCUACCCAUUAUCUCUAGCUCGGGGCCCAAGCCAGGAUUAAAAUAGGACAGGAAAACCGUCUUCAUGGCCUGUUCAAGUUUUACAAGGUGUUUCUGCUCUGUUGAGUUUUAUUAAAAGCAGCAUGGAUACACAUGGGUAUCUCACCCUCUGCCCGGAAACUGCCAGCAGUCCACUGCUGUCUCUCGGCCACGUCUCACUGUUUGAAAGAUUACUGCUUCCUUCCUGGGGCCAUGCUGCAUGGGGCUAGCUGAAGUCUAAGGUGGGAAACAGUAUGGUGGGCCAUGGCUCCCUGGAGCAGGCAGGUCAGGAGCCACAUGUAAUGACGGCUGGAGCUGUGUGUGUUGGGGUUGGGGGAUGGAGAUGACCACCUCAGCCUGCCUGGGAGGAGGCCCAAGGGAGUAUGAAAGACUUUGGUGUGCUGGGAAAUGAGAUCAGCUGCUAAGCGCAGUAGUAAAAGAAGAGGCCAGGCUGUCUCCACAGUUUCCUGGUUUUAUUUUGGUUCCAGAAGCUCUUACCUGGAAUUACAGUGCAUUAUUGGGGUUUUUUUCUGGCCAAAUCAAGUCCAGAGCUGGAUGCUGACUUCUGCUAGGUUUCCUGUCUUCCUGGUUCUAAUAAAGCUGAGAAACCUUUGGGAUUUAUAAAACAGAGAUGAAGGAAGCAUGCUCGGUAUCAUAAAUAGGGAUGGGAAUAAGAACAGACCUGGAGGAUCUUCCCCGGCCCACCAGGAAGAGUUGAAGCAGGCAAAGGAUUGUACACAUUUGCAGUGUGGAGGGAGGAUACCAAUAACAAGGAAAAGCAUAUGGCGAUUCCCCUUAACUAGGGACUUGUAAUAUGAUUGUGGCCAUCACAGCAUGGAAGCCUAGAUCUGUGAAUGACUGCAGUCGAGUCUCUCCAGCAAGUAAGAUCAAAUCUACUUUGCUGAAACCCAGAUUGAUCCUGUAGGAACUGCCACGACCAGUCCUUCAGCCAUGCAUUCGCUCACCACUGUGGAGUGGGCGGAAGGGGAGCCGAGAAGGAUCUGCUGGCUGGCCAGCUUCGGCUAGGGCAAACCGUUGCCAGAUGUUGUUGCUUGAAUGGGCCGAUGGUGAUUAAGUGAAGAUAGUGGGCUCCUCCCUGAAGAAGUUUUCAAUCCGAAUCAUUAAGAGUAUUUUGAGGGAAAUGAUGCCUCGCAAGUAGGCAGGUGUGCCAAGAGGCUUCUGGAUGAGGAAAGAAGAUAAGCCUGGAAAAAUGGCUUCUAAGAAGAGUAGGAGGAUCGGAGGAUGGGAGACGGUGCCAGAAGCUGAAAGAAGAUGGAUCUGGGGCCCCUGGGGGACAGUUCAAGAUCCUGUUAUAAGUUCUUUGGGUCCUGAGUCAUCCUGCAGUUUCCCAGGCACGCCACCUUUCUAACCAGUUACAGGGCUCUGGAGAGGCACAAGUUCUCCACAAGCCUCACUGGAGCUGAAAGGCAUGCAGUCUUCUGAGGCCACUGUUCGUCCAAUGCCGGUGCUGUCCUGAUGAUACAGGGUGUUGACCUUUCCUCUCCAUACUGUUCAUGUGUGGCUGGUCCUGCCGAUUCAGCUUCUACUAGGCAGUGACAGGCUGGAGAAAGGCUGAGAAAGGGCCCUGGGGAUUAUGUCAUGUGAAGAAGAGAGGACUUUGGGCAGAGAUGUGGAAAAGAAAGACUUGGGGGCUAUGCUUCGCCUUUGGCAUGCUGGAGCAUCCAUUCAUAGAGAACUGAACUGGGCUCUGCCUCUACAGGGCAGAUGCUGGACUAAAGAACCGAUCUUUGUAGAGGUCGGUCUGAGCUUUCUAAUUGACAACAGUCUUGCUACAAUGUGUCUCUUUACCAAGUGCUGAGCCCCUUGACAAAUAGAGAAAGCACGCACAAGCUAGGAGCUCCACGUGAAAUGCUGCAGAAGAGGUCUCUGAGAUGGCUGGGGUCCUGAGCCGCCCCACCUAACGCUCUAUUCUAGUGCUUUUUUUCUGGGAAACAAGGUCUUGUCUGACCACUGACCUGCCUAAAGGGGGAAAUGGAGUUUGUUGACUGUUGCUUUUUAAAACUGAAUUUAGAAGCAGGCAAAAAGCAAAUCUAUUUUCAGAGCAGCACAUGCCAGCACAAUUUAUAUCAAAACUCCCAUCUGCUCCCCUGAAAGGCAAUGAUGUGGACCAAGCAUUUGGUGAGCCAGCAACAGGCUUACUUGUUGAAGAAUGGCUUCUCCACAAGGAUGCCCAAUUAGACCCCUAAAUCUAAUAUGUGUCUUUAGGUGACAUCCCCGCUGUUGUAGUCACCAUGAUCAAAUCACAACUGCCCUCCGAACCCCCAACUUAAAGACAGAGUACUGCACUUUAAAAAGUCUCACUACAAUCGAGAUGCGAAAAACACCACCUUUGUUAACAGAACCUGCACUAGCAACAAGUGUCAGAAGGCAUAUUCCUUAUAGUCAGCCACCAUAAGGUGAUGCACUGUGAGAGAGGAAUCUUCAAACUUCCAUGGGUUGGCACAGUAAAGGGAGAUUGAUUGUUGAUGGCAUGGCCUGAAAUGGGUCAGCGGAAGCCCUGCUCUGUCAGAACAUUCAGGGACCCGGACUUCUUCUGUCUCACGGCCAUCCUGGCUGGGUACACCACGUAAAGCCUCAGAAUCCCUUUACUGGGUCUUCAGCAUAGAAAACGAAGAAGGGGCCCAAAUCGUGAUGCACGAAGUCAGGUGCCGGGCUUGGACACAAUAUCAGUCGUGUUGCUUUCCCUCCAUCAGUGUAAACAAUUCUUAAGGCUUCUGUGAGAUGACAGGGGCCUGGAGGAUGAGCUGUUCAUGAAAGGAGACCUCAGAUGUUGACAAAUACGGGAAGCCUGAGUCCUAGGAUACAGAAGAUAGAGCUUUGCAUGCAUCUCAAGAGACGGCUUCCGUUAGUCUCUUGGGAACUUCAAGCUGGAGGUCAGGCUGGUACAAGGGCCUUAUGCAGAGGCUGUGAGUGAUGUGAGUUUUGAAAAUGCUCUAACACCUUGGUCCCUGAGAAGAGUGCAGCUUUGGAGAGAGACAUUUUUUGGGGGGGGGCUACUUGGUAAAUGGAUAAACGAAAUACAUUUCAGAGAGAAGUUAAUAUAAAGAUAGUUAGCAGUCUGUUACUGAUAGUUCGGAAAAGACUAAUUAGAAGAAGGGAAGUAUGAAGAUUGCAGACAGUCAUGGGAAGAAAGCUCGGGGCCGGGAGCCAAGUAAGCGAUUGCUUUUCCGAGUGCCUGGUAAAGUUGCCAGGAAUGUGUACAUCCUAGUGGUUUGACCCUGAUGCUGAGCCCAUUCCGGUUACUCUGAUGAAACACCAUGAACCAAAGCAGCUCAUAUAAGAAAGAGUUUAUUUGGGUUUACUGCUCUAGACGGUUAAGAGUCCAUCAUGACUGGGAGGCGUGGCAGCAAGCAGUGGGUGGGCGCGAAGAAAAAUCUGAGAGCUCACAUCUUCAAAGGCAAGCAGCAAACGGUGAACUGGAAGGAGGGAGGGCUUUUAAGUCUUGGUGCCCAUGCCCACUGAAAUCCUUCUUCCAGGGAGGCUACACCACCUACACACUUUGUCAAACAGUGCUACCUGCUGGGGACUAAGUUCCUCAUGCCUGACACUGUAGAGGACAUUCCUCAUUCAAACACCUGCCCCCCCCCCCCCCGUCCAUUUCCUUAUCUCCUCUAGGAGUUAAGAGCUGUUGCACAAGGCCCCAAGGCAUUUCACUGGCAAGUCAUAUCCAAUUGUGAGGUGGGGUCCAAGACUUUGUUUUGCUAUUAUUGAGCCUUCUAAGAACAAGCAGAUGUCCAUUAAGCUCCUCCAUAGAGAUAUCGGGUAUAAUGAGCAGCACAGGAAAGCAGCUGAAAGACAUGGGGGAUGUUUGCUAACACUCUUCCUGCAAAGAUGCACUUUGCACCCCCAGACUCUGCUUAUUUCCUCACGCGGGUUCUCAGCUCUGUAUCUUGAGGUUAAUAUAAUGUAGGUGGUAGAAUGGACAGGUGACUGACUGAUUUGUGAGAGGUGAACAGCCGCACAGACAUGACCAUGGGUGAAAUACCGCCACCCUCAUCCCACACUUAGACUGUCAAGCAUCCAGUUGUUUCUGGUUCUUUGGGCUACAAACAGACCUUUUGUCUCUGUCCUUGGAACAUUGUCUGUAUAAUUCAAAAGUCCACAGGUGUAAUCCAUGUUCCCAGGUAUACAGGUUGAGCACAGUGGAAUCUAAACUGGGGGUAUGGGGGCUGGGACUGAAGACUUCAUGGUGUCCAGGAGGCCAUUCUUUAAAUAUUCAUCCCCACCAGGUUCAUUCCAUGAUUCUUGUCCCCACAGAGCUCUUUGGUUUUGUUUUUCUUUUCCGUUCCCUUUCUUCUCUGUUGUGGGCAGAUCACAGUGAUUCACUUUGUAGGCCUAACCAACAGUGGUUCAUCAAAGUGUGUUUGUAAGUGACUGAUGAAAUCCAUCCAGUCUCAAAUGUCAUCUGGCCGCGGAUCCCUGUGACCUAUGCACUACUCAGGGGAAAGAAUUGCUGGCAAUUGACCUGUGGCACAGUGCUUGUUCAUUCCUUGGGACUUUUGCUUGUUUUUCUUAAAUUAGGUAUGCCGGUCUAUGUUGCAAAUAGAGGGUACAGGCACGGUGAAUAGGAUUCUGAAAUGUCCACUUAGAUACUGAGGUCUCAGACACUCUCUCUCUCUCUCUCUCUCUCUCUCUCUCUCUCUCUCUCUCUCUUUCUCAGCUGUUGAUAUGUGUGCUUCCCCACAUACCAUCAUUCUCAGUUUCAGGAUAAGAACUAGCCAUUUAGGGGGCUGGGGAUUUAGCUCAGUGGUAGAGCGCUUACCUAGGAAGCGCAAGGCCCUGGGUUCGGUCCCCAGCUCCGAAAAAAAAAAAAAAAAAAAAAAAGAACUAGCCAUUUAGCAUCUCUAAAAUUAGUCCAAAAACAAAACAAAACAAAAACCCAAUGAGAAGUCUUAAGUGGUGCUCAGUUCCAGGAGGCCUUCUUGGCAAUUAUAUAAAAGAAAGACAGCUUAUCUAUCUAUCUAUCUCUCUAUCUAUCUCUCUAUCUAUCUCUCUAUCUAUCUAUCUAUCUAUCUAUCUAUCUAUAUCUCUCUAUCUAUCUCUAUCUCUCUCUAUCUAUCUAUCUAUCUAUCUAUCUAUCUAUCUAUCUAUCUAUCUAUCUAUCUACCUGGAUUACUAAGAGUGGAAGAACCCAAAGGGAUCGCAAGCAAGCAAGGUAAGAGCUCUGUGGAGUGACAUUGCCAACUUGGGAACUUACUUUUACUCCUGUGUCACAUGAGUUUUUUUCCUUUAUUUCAUUCUACUUUAUUUUGUUUAUGUGUAUAUGCACGUGUCUGUGUGUAUGUGCCAAUAUGAGUGUCUCCAUACUUGUGUGUGCAGACGCCUACAGAAUCCAGGAGAGGGUGUCCGAAGAACCCUCGGAACUGGAGUUACAGGACUUCGUGAGCCACUUGACACAGGUCCUAGGACCUGAGCUCUGGUCCUCACGAUGGACCAGGAAAUGCUCUUGGAUGUGGAGUCAUCUCUCCAGCCCAUCACUUGACUUUUGACUCACUAUUCUCUAUUGUUUAACAACCACAGAGGAGUCCUUCGGCUCUUGGGGUUAAGUGAUACAUCACUGUGGUCUCAUCAUUAGAUGCCCUAUAUGGAUCAUCUCAGAUGCUGGCAACAACCCUGAGAGAUAGGCACCCUUGUUUCUGCAGUUCACAGAGGAGGAAAACAGGAACCUUCAAAGUGAGGUAGAGUCUAGGACACAGUGGUAGGAUUGGUCUGAACUCUGCUUUCUUAUAUCAAUGUGUUUCAACAUGGACAUCGCUAAACACCCUCCCAGGGUGAUUAGCCCUCCUGUGCACAGCUAUAGGUCCUAUUUAUACAGACCUGAACUCAAAGCCUGCCUCUGCUCUCAUUAGCAGUACCAUCCUAGAGAAAUAAUCCUAUUUUUCUAUUUUCCCGGCCACUGUGGUUCCAUUUUACUCAAACACUUCUGGCACAAAAUGUGUGGAGUUCCCACACCAAAAAUCAAUCCUUCAGCUGUCCAGAUACCAACUAGGUAUCUAGUGAUUCAAUUGGAUUCUGACACUAACUGCCUGGAGUUAGUGUCACUGACCAACUGGCUAUAAAUUAGUGGCUCACACAACCGCUUCCCCAGGUUCGAUAAUCUGCUAUGGUAAUGGCUCUGAGACAGGGGAAGACGUUUUCCUUGCAUUUAGUGGCUUACAGCAAAGGAUUCAGGUAACUACCUAUGUGCAGUGGUGCUCAGGCAGUGUCUAGAGUGGUGGUUCUCAACCUUUAAUAAAGUUCCUCAUGCUAUCGUGACCCCCAGCCAUAGAACUAUUAUGUUGCUACUUCAUAACUGCACUUUUCCUACUGUUGUGAAUCAUAAUGCAAAUAUCUCUGUUUCCCAAUGGGCUCCGGUGAGCCCUGUGAAAGGGUCAUUCGAAGCCCAGGGGGGUCACAACCUACAAGUUGAGAACCACUGACUAGAAAUAUCCUUGAAGGAACUUCUGCCCUAGAUUUAGAAAGUGCCACUCUCCUGUCGCCAACCUGUAGUCUUCUCAAGACCCGUAGUUUAGGGUGUCUUAUAGGGGCCUCAUUAAACAGACAUGAUUGAUUAAAUAAUUAUUGGUUAGCCCAUUGACUCAUUCUCAAAGCUGCCUUCCUUCACUGAGGUCGCAGGGUCAAGAUGUAAGUGUCCACCCUGUAAUCACUUGACUGUCAAAUAGUUCCUGUCCAGGAGCCCUCAGAUGGGCCCUCCUGGGUGGAAGUUUGGGUACAGCUGAACUGGCUUGCUAUGAACCCCAGAAUAUGCUCCUCUGUCCCUUAUCACUCAGAAAACCCCAAGGGUUCCUGAAGUCACGUGCCAAGGCCCAGGACAAAGUGAGCUGUAAGUGUGUGGCAGUGCCACUGAGCUCACAGAUGGGCUGUGAGCCUUAGACAAGUAAUCUGCAGGAUGGGCCUAGUACAGUUCCCAAUGUUUAUCCCUCUUCCCCUAGGGUGGCCAUUCGCAGACUAUGUGAUCAAGUAAUAUCUCUGUGUGACUAGACGCCAUGCUAGAUGCAAUUUCCUAGGUAACUGAGGGUUAAUUACAAAUCUCGUCUGUUUCAACCCUUGUUUAAAAAUCCUUAGGAAAUGUCAGAAUUCAUUUUUCUUACACACCGUGAGCAUGAUUUAAUCUUCUGCUUGUUCUGAACACCACGUCUUGCUACCCGGGGCUGCAAGCAGAGCCAGGGAGGCUGCAGAGCAUCGAGGAAGACACGCAAACCCAGUUCAAUAGUUAAUUUGAAAUGCAAAAAAAAUCUGAGUAAUUUACCUUUUUGCUCGGGUUUUCAACAAGUCGCCUGUACGUUUGAAGGUACAAAACUGGAAGCCAGACAGGUAAAGGCAUUCUUUCCUUAUCUACAGUUGUCCCUCCAAUAGCCACUUGAUAAUUUACUUGAAAAACAUUCACUCAAAGCCUGCUAGGUGCCAGGUAAGGACCUGGCAUAGCAUGAUAACCAUGGCUGCCUUCCACAUGAAGCUGCUGUCUAGUGGGGGAAGAAAAGAAUUACCAGGAAUUCUUGGAAUUGUAGGAGCCAUAGCAAAAAUCUAGGCUUGGCCUGCAUCUAAGACUUGGGGCAAUGACACCCAGGUAGGUAAGUCAUUCCGGAAGAAAAUAUACCAUUCACAAAUGCAGGAUAGGUCAGAAUCAGGUAAAGAAGGUUUAUGAAGGGAAGGUUCUGGAUAAGCAUACCUGCUGUUGUGCAAAGUUUUGGGCCUAGAGAGUAGAGGAGGAGGAGGAACAUAGAGAAAGAAGAGAGGGAAGUCAUAGCUCAGGCUGAUUGCCUGGGAGAACUAUAUAACUCCAGUCAUUCACUCUUUCAGUGGACAUUUAUUUGGCACCAGGAAUGCUGGAGGUACCAACUAUUAGGUGCCUCAUAUAUACAAUAAGCAGGUUAUAGCCGUGGACAUUGAGAGCCACACAGCCAGAUGGAGGAGACAACCCUGGGUCUAUAUAGUCAGAUGGAGGAGGCAAUCCUAAAAGGUUAGUCCAAGCAUAGCAAAGGUGAGAGGAAGAGAACACAAAGAGAGAGUCUAUCUUGUUAGGCUGCAUCCUGAAUGUCCAGUCUUCAUGCUCCUGGCAGGAAGCAGAUAGUCAAUGAACAGCAGGUGACUGAUGGCCUGAAUCAAGAGAAUCUGCCUCCUUUUCCCCCACUUGCCAGCUAUUCCUGCCAUUUUCCUUAGUCUGGAUUGUAGAUCUCUUUGAAAACAUCUCUGUCUCAUCACAAAGCAAGUGAAUCUUCUGACAGAGUGUCCUGGAAACUGGUAUGGUGCAGAUGUGAUUUGACCUUGCUGUCACAGAGCUUGCAGCAUAAUGUGGACGACAAGCAUUAAAUAACUAGCCACACAAAUAAUUAUGUGUCAUAAUUUAAAAUGAUGGCAUGUAAAUACAAGAUGUGUGAGGUGAUGUCGGGGGACAUGGAGGGACCCAGGAAGACUCUCUUGGGAAAUUGAUAUUUGAACGAGGAGCAGCACAGAGGGUGGGGCACAUGGCACACCAAGAAGGAUGUCUCGGAUAUUCAGAGAGAAGGUAACUACAUAGGCUACACCGGCUGUGAGAUCGGCAUGGAGUACAAUAUGUUCAAGUAUGACUGGGCCACAGAGAUUAGCUGAGAAGGCUGGAGGGAGUCCAGAAUCCUGAGAGGUGUCUGUCACUUUAGAGAUGUUCAUCUCAUGACAGAAGAGAAAUUGGGAGCCAUCAAAAGGUUUUUAAAUGGAGGAGAAAUGUGAUCAGAUUACACUGGCUUUCUGUGAGGAGAAUUUCCGAUGAGUAGUAGAAAAGCAAGAAGGGACACGGGUACGCAUCCAUGCAUGCAUGCAUACAUACAUACAUACAUACAUGCACACAUGUACAUACACAUAUAUCCAUGUAUACAUCCAUGUACACACAUAAAUGCACAUAUACAUAUAUUAAUAUACAUAUAUGUGCACAUGCAUGCAUACACAUACAUAUCAUACCCGUGCAUACUUCCAUAUGCAUGUGCAUACAUAUGUACAUGAAUAUACACAUACACACAUACACAUAUACAUAAACACAUGUACGCAUAUAUAUACACAUACAUACAUAAAUACACACACACGUGCACACUCGUGCACACAUGUCCUCCAAUGGCUAUCAAAACCCUGUGCAUAAGCAGCUUCAUCAGCAGGAAGCAGAUACAAUUAUAAAGUGACAGAUGACUACCACAUUAUUUCUUCCAAUCUUUCUGAAAUGACCCCUCCUCCAUUAAGAUGGGACCUAGAAAUGUACGUUGUUUACCAUAUUCUGUGAAAUGACAGGCACAGUACUUCUCUUGAGACUAGUAUUCUCUAGACAGGAUGAGUGUCAGCAAAUAAUUUACUAGAUUCUAUUCUUUAAGAGGACUUGGGGGCACACAGUGGGGCAAGAAUGGAAUCCACCCUCUGUCAGCCUUUGGCUUGACAGCCAACAUUACCACAUACUCAGUCCGGCCUGGGAGCUCUCCUUUGGACAGUGAAGUUAGUUCUUAUCUCAAAUCCCCCAUUAAUGAUGAGCUGUUAAAUUACAUUGUUCAUGCUAUCCGCAGAGAGAGUGACGUGCUGGCCUGAGGCCUCAUUGUGGAUUCCCUGACGCCCGUCAACCCACUCUGUCCUAAUGGCUUAGAGAGGAAACAUUGCCACUUGGGAAAAUACCCACGAGGCUGUCACUUCCUCUUCUCAGGGGGUCUCCAGUUUCAGAAACAGAACUGUUUUGGCCUCAACAGUGGUCUUGGAGGGUAAGAGCAUACCUAGGGGGAGCUACCUCCACGGUAUCUGUGCUUUCCCCCUCCUCAUCUCCCAAGGAGCCCCUCAGGAAUGCUAAUGAGUUGAGGAAAGGCUGGCUGGUGGCGGGGCUGGGCUCCGUUCCUUUUGCCCCUGUUCAUUGUCUGAACUUUCCAAGGCUCUGAUCUGGUUUCUGUGGGAAGUCUGGACAAGCUGGUGCCUUCUGGGGAUUAGACCCACUGAUAACAAGGGUAAUUAUAUCUGUGGGUUUCGAGUCGCUCAGAACCGAAGGUAAACCAGCGUACAACAGAGAGGCUCUCCUCCCCCAAGUGGGCAGGAAUGGCUGGAAAAGGUGUGUGAGGCUCGAGGUCAUUUGGAUCUGCUGCUGCCCAGCAAACAUAAGUGUUGGCACUAGAAUGAAGGGUCGAGGAAGGGAUCCUCUGCAGAAACCUGAAGGGACAGACAUGACCUCAUAGAAAGGGCCAAGAACUCUUAGGUCCAACUGGGUAUAGGGUCCUAGAUCAGUCUCCCUUUCAUUGUUAGGCAUGAGAGCCAUCCCUUUCCAAUGGCACAACAAUGAACUGUAUGAAACAUGUCGCCUCUCUUCUUGGCCACCAGCUCCAAUUAUGUGUCACAGUCCCCUUGGUUAAGUGAACAGCAGAAAUGAAGUGUUUUGAGAGUGAGGCAUGAGUCGUAGGCAUCAUAUUACACAUGCCGUCUUCUACCUGCUGAAGACACCAUGGUCUGUGUCCCACUGCCCUCGCUACAUGUCCCAAGUUGAAGCACCAGACCAGGUUGGCCUUCCUGUCCUGGAAGCUGGACCUUUCUCUUGUUGACUUGCCCUCUCCUGUAAAACAUGCCAAGAAACCACCUUGAGAUGAGGGUUCCAGCCUACUCAGGUAGGUGGAGGGGUGGCACUCACUUACGUAAUUCUAGAAGUAUAGUUUGACCAGUGGGGGAAAGAGACAGGCUAGUCCACCCUCAGUCCUCCUACAGCUCUGAGACGCAAGUUGACUUUGCAAGUGUCUCUUGAAGAUCCUUACAUGGUGAGCAAACACAUCUGCUAAAGGGCCAACUGCAGAUCCCCCAGCAUGUGCUCGACAGUGGCCACUAUAGCCAGGCAUCCCGGGUAAGCCUUUGCCUUCCCUCGCCUCAGUGCCUUCUUCCUAUGUGCAGUUCCCACAGCCGUCUGGCUUUAAUCCCUCUCAGGCUCUGUUUUCUGAUUGGUUCUGGUUAAGACUUCUAACUUUAAAUCUGGACCUGCUAUUUGCUAGCUGAAUGAGAUUGUGCAAAUUCCACUCAUCCCCCCUAAGAAAUCAGUUUUCUUCUCUGUAAUGUAGGCAUCAUGCUCUCUUUAAGAUGUGAAAAAAUGAGAAAUUAAUUCGUCUCCUAGGCUUCUUCACUGCGGCCCUCAUAGUUGCUGCUUGUAUCCAUUAGUACUCCUUUCGCCACAGGGUCCUUUGCUCUGUCAUCUGGGUCAUUCGCCAGGGCCCAGUCAGCCCAGAAAGCAGGGUCAGAGGUUGCUUGGUUUAAAUGAAAGUUGAGGAAAGUUUGGGUGUGUCUGCUCCCGGUGGGCAGCUCUCCAGGGCAGAGUUCGGGACAUUCAGGGGUGUUUUAUGCCUCUUAAUGAAGUUUCCAGCCUGCCAGGGGAUAGCACUGGGCUGUCGAGUGCUUAGGGUUUUGACGACAGAACAUACACUGCAUCUCAGACACUGCCCGCCUGCCCACCAGAGUUGUCAUCACUACAGAAAGUUGAGCUAUUGUUGGCUCAGGGCUCUAGGAGUCGGAGUCAGGAGGGAGAAAGAACGAGGUUGCCUUAAGGCCAGUGCCCUUCUGUCUGUCCAUAGUGUUUCCUGACAUGAUCUCUAUCGAGACCUGACUGAAGAGAUGUCCCUACAGCAUGAGCCUGAUAAAGGUAAAGCCUUCAUCAUCCUAGCCUCCUGAGAACUAGGAGUGGCCUCCAAAGACCUGUGAGCCAACUCCUUUCCAAGGUUAGGCAUGAAGACAGAGCAGAGAACCCAGCACCAGUGAGGCAGGCAGUCGGACUGCUGCAGACUGGCCUGAUGGAGUCCUGGGUUUCUUCUCCCUGAAUCCAAAAAACCUGGGUUCCUCUCACUGUGCUAUUUAGGAUAUCAAACCACACCCCCACUGAGAAGACCUACCCAAGAAGGACGUGUGCCUUCCGUCCUAAUCUGCUUCACCUCUUUCAUUCCUCUCUCAUGGCCGUGAACGGAUGUGUGAGAUGGGGGUUCCGAGUCUAAGCUAAGUCUAAACUGUGGAGUCUAAUAGAGUGACUUAGAAUGGGCGCUUAUGGGGCUGGGGAUUUAGCUCAGUAGUAGAGCACUUACCUAGGAAGCGCAAGGCCCUGGGUUCGGUCCCCAGCUCCGAAAAAAAGAACCAAAAAAAAAAAAAAGAUGUAGUUGUGCUUAUCUCACGGGCAAGUAUCCAGUCACCUCUUUCCCUUGCUGUAAAAGGAUGAUAGGAAGGGUUCUUUCUGGGCUGACUUGUAAAGCCUCUGAGAAGAGUGUGUCUGUGCCUUCACCGUCCUGGAUGAUCCAGGGACUUCUGUUCCAAGUCCACUCUGUGCAAGGAUGCUGGCACACGGGUCUCCUCGAGGGGGGCACAUUUUUAUUACUUAAUUGGCAUUUCAUUUUCUGGGGUCUGGGCUGUGUAUAUCAGUAUGGGUUCUUGCGGUGAGACAUGAGAGACCAGACACAGGGACCCCCACCUCAACUCAGAUGGGCCAUUCAGAACAGAGCUCUAUACAAACUACCCUGCCUCCUUUCUUCCCUUUAAGCUGGCCAAGCACCCUGACGGCCAGAUUCAGCAGUGGGUGAAUGGUUAAAACCGGUCUCUAUAACCGGGCACGACUCAAGCGUUCCCACUAGGCCUGGUUGUCUCAUUGCAUGCAUCAGGAUGUCUGCAGUAUCCUCAAAGGCGGUGCACAAAGACCAAAGGUUACCACAGCGGUUAUUCUAGUGCCAGGACACGCUGCAGGCUCUGUCUCCCAGCCCAAAUGCACUUUAUGCCAGGAUGCUGGCACGCAGGUCUCCUCAUGGACGGCACUUUUAUGUAAUUGACAUUUGCUUUAUGGAGUCUGGGUUGUGGGUACCAGCUCCAUGACUUAGAUGAUACCCAGGGCCCAGCCGGUCCUGAGGUUCUCCAUCUGUAAAACGGCACAAUGCCCUUUUCUUCACACUGUUAGUGCCGAAUGCAUCACAGAUAUCGAACAUGUUGCCUGUGGCCUGCCAUGUAGCCAGCGCUCAAUAAACGACAUCAUUUUUCCUUUGUUCACAUAAAAAUUAGUUUUUACAAGUAAAGCCUCUUUGGCAGUAAACUCGUGGUCUGCAAAAGCGGGUGAGGGAGGAGCUGGGACUACUCCGGGCUCCAAGAGUGAUCGCUAAGGAAAUAGAGCUGUUUAGAACCCGGCUAUUUAUUUGUGAAAUAAGCCACCCAGGACUGUGCACAGUGUGGGGUAAGUUGGUAAAACUGUGAAAUGCAAUUUGUAUAACAUGAUCUAUGGAUUAUUAAAUUCACUUAGCUCUGAGCAGGCCUGAAAUUGAGCGAUUACUUUGGGUUCUCCUGCCUCUCUCCUCCAGCCACGAACCUAAUAAGUCACUGGAGACUUUGUCCUCAGUUUGGUCCCAGCUGGACUCUGGACUGAGGAAGGGCGUAGAGCCAUGUCGGGGAGUGUAAGUGAAUUGGGAGGCUCUUGAGACGUUUUCUGAGGGAGGCUUCCAGGGUCUAGGGAGGGCUGGUGGGAAAGGCGGGGGUCAGGAGACAUUAGCCAUGCACAGGAUGCUGCUCAGAGAGGGUUGGUGAGUAUCGUCCACUAAAAGUGACUCCGCUCCCUAAGCAGGGAUAACCACUUCCCAGUGCUGACCUAUGGAGAAGGAAGGGGAGAAAGAAGGAGCAUAAGGGAGGGCACACACAGUGGGUGGGUGGGUGCUACUGUCAUUCCACGUCUGCCUGCUGGGAGGCCGUGCGCACGUCUAAGACGAGGAUUGGACGUGUGUCUUCCAUGUCCCCAAUGCCCGGUCCAGAACAAGACCAUGGCUGAGAUAGAAUUCAAGACUGAAAAAGUCCCCUCCUUUCUCCUGGAGACAUCUGCCCUGCAUCUUGAGUUGUACUUUGUUCUGUGAACUACCCAGACAGCGUAGCGAAGGGCAUCGGAGAGCCUCUAUCCCCUUCUCCAGAGAAGUGCAUGGAAGGAGAUGUGGCCCUCAAAAUGGCAUCAUUUCCAGCUACCCACUGGAACUUCAUGAAAACAAACAUGGCCGCCAAGAUGCUGGCAGGGAGAAGGGGGGCCAUUCUCAGGGGACGGAACUGGUUGGGACAGGGAGCUGAGAAGACAGCAGCUUGUUGGAGCUGUAGGUCCGGCAGGAACAGGGCAGAGAGGUUUUGCAGAGUCUCUUCUGAAUUCUCACAGCAUCAUCCAGCACCUGAUUUCCCAUGCAGAAGGGCAGCUGGAGUCCCCAUCAGCAUCCUACAGAGCUGGCACCUAUCCCCUUCCCCUGUCGCUCAGCAUCUAAGACCAAAGUCAUGGCCUAAAGGAAACCAUUCUAUAGCGGGAAGCUAGCUCAGUCCGUCCUUCUCCAGCCAGAGAGGCUCAGGCAGAUGGAGAGUGUUAAGCCCUGAAGUCAUUUGUUAUGUCCUGUAGCAUAAAUGGCAAAAGAAAAAAAAAAGAAAAAAGAAAGAAAAAAACCUCUCCUAAUCCACUAAUGGCUUCCUCAAACAGUGCAUAAUUCAGAACCUUUGCUAUUUCCCAGCUGACAAAACGCUCUGUUAAUAAAAACAUCUGAAACCAGCCCAUUCCCGCUUUUGUUUUGACUUAGGAAUUAACGUCUGGUCUCCCGAGUUUCGAGUUAACGAGAUUUCCCUGCAUAUGAUAUGCAGCUCCAUUCCUCACAACUAAAUCAAGCAUUGGCUCCGCUUCGGCAGUGUGGAUGCAGGCAGGGGUGUGGCCACGGGACAGACGUCCUCAAGAGACACGGAUUCUCCCUUCUCGGGUCCCUGUGGGACGACCAUGCGGGCAACCACACCUCAUGCAGGUGAUGGUGGCUGUAAUAGGCUCAGCGGGGUGGAGGUUUGGAGUCUAGUUCAAACAGGUCGAAGGUCUGUGACAGGAGCAGUUGUUGUCACUGAGUAAGGUCUUCUUAGUCUCCAUUGUGUGAACAGACGUCACAGUUUCACAUCUCCCUUGGUUAACUCAGCCCUGGUGUGCAGAGCACACUGGAGCUAACAGGACAAAGAGACGCUGCUCUAGCUGCCUCUUAUUCCGGACUGAUCCCUCUGUCUCUCUCUGCUCCAGAAGGACCAAGUAACAAGGGCUUACUCUGUAGCCUAGGCUGAUCUCCAUCUCCACAUCCUCCUGCCUCAACCUGCCAGGUACUGGGAUUAUUGGGAGGGGGUGACCAGCAAGCCCUAUUCCUAAUCAGAGUGUGAACUGCGUCCAGAGAUGGGUUUGUAACUUCUGGUUCACACUAUUGGAGCUCAGCUGCUUACUGCAUUAACGCCAGUCCAAAUUUGGAGAGCAUCCACCGGGUGUGUUCCCCAGCCGUCAGGGUUCCCUCUUAUUCAUGUGAGUGGCAUUCACAGGUCUUCAGAAUAAAAGCAAGUGACAAAGAGAGGCAAAGUAAGAUGUCGGGCAACCAGCAUGGGGCUGAGGUACAAGGAAACCUCUGGGAGUGGAGGCGUGCGUAAAAAACCUCAAAGAGGGCUAUGGGUAGGUCUCUAGCAGCAUUGUGGUGUGCCCUGAAAUUUUAGGUUAACUCAGGGAAACUGAUAUUCCAGUGGUGUGCUGUACAAAUAUUGUCAGGACCCCCUCCAUGCUAAUGCCCUCCAGAAUGUGGAUGUCAAACCUGACAUCUCUGGGCAUCCCCAGGAACAGCCUGUAUCACCCUGACCUGAAAUGUGUGUUAUCUAUGAGAAACCUUAGGCCUUGUCUGAACUGAGAGUCAGCCAUGCAGAUCCCACCAAAGCUUGCUGGGAGUUGUCACUCAGUCCAGAAAGCCCUGAACUUGAGCAGAGCCCAGAUAGGAGCCCUGCCUUCCCCACCUCCGGCCCCUCGGGCUCUUAGAGAGGCCUCUUCCCAGACCUACCAGGGGGACCUAGCUGAAUACCUGCCUGUCAUUCCCUGAUUGUCAUGGUCACAUUACUCCCUCAUAUUGGCGUGACAUACUCCCAAAGUGGCAUGAAACCUCACCAGGUGUCUCUUGAGCCACCAGGGACUCAUAAAGCCAUCUGACCAGCCUGGAAACAGAGACUGGAGCUUCGUGCAACCUCAGAUCCCUGCAGAGUUCUCUUCUUCUCUCUUCUCUUUUCAGCCUCCCAUCUAAAUCCUUUACUAAGAAACUCUUUACCCUUUUAAGAACCUGGCAUACAUUGUAUCCCCUGCUCAAGGCCUGAGCCAGUCUUUCAGAAAAGGCAAGCAAGAGUCCAUAGACAGCCAUCAGUUGACUUCCCAUCACCAUUGUGCCUUAAUUGAACUUAUUUAUGUGGGGCAAGACCACUGCCAUCAGUUUUCGUUAUUAACUGCUCAUCCACUUAGGCCUGUGAAUGGCCUUCUUGGGCAGUUUUGGAUGUGAUUAUCUGCUACUGCCCGGGACACCAAUUCUUUUCAUGGAAUAUGAGGAAUAGAAGAAAAUAGGAGUGUUGGACUCUGGUUGAGCAUCUAGAAAUGAAUCUCGCUUGCUCCCUAAGCAUUGCCAUUCCGAAUGCCAAGAGCUAAGAGCUGGAUCCCACUGUUGCAGAAUCCAAAACAAAGCCGGAAGGAGGGGUUGCCUUUCCAGCCGUGCUUGAACAGCUUGGGGGAUGAUGCAGUAGCCCGGAGCAGUGGCUAUCUGCAGAAGAAAAGCAAUCUGUCUGGACCCUAAGGAUAACAGGCAAAGCCAGCUGCAAACAUCUGCCAGCAUGCUGGCUGAGGAAGCAGAACUCAGGUGAGCUCUGAGCCCAUAAGCUGUUCAGCUGCUAUCAAAGGAGGCUGGCUGCGGGUGCAGGCGUCCACCUGAGGAGUGGAUGUUAACAGUAGCUGUCCUGUUCUGGGCCCUGGCCUUGGCAUCCUAGACUGGGGGGGCCCUUAACGUCAGCUUCCUUGUUCCCAACAGCUAUCCCCACUCUAAACUUUGCUCACCGAGUGUCCGCAUGCAUGUGGAGUUGGCAUUAAAAAUAGACUUCUACAUUUGAUCACAAGCCAGGUCGGUGACAGACACAGACCAUGGACAAUGAUCCGGAAUUGAUGGUGCACAUAACCAACAGAAAAAGAGGCAGGUGGCAGAGAGUGACAUUUUUAAUGAAAGAUAAAUUAAUUUGAAGAGAAGCCAGACAGAGGGGAGAUAGGAGAGGGGCUGAUAUCCUAACAGAGAGUAGCCUGUACACCGGUCCUGACAUAGGGCAAACCUUAGUACCUUCAAAGAACAAAUGAAAGACCUGUGGAUCCAAAGUGGGUUUCUAGGCUGGCAGCACUAUUAGAACACAAGAACAGCCUAGAAGUGGGCAUGGUUAGGUCUACCCUUUGCUUACUGAGUCAGACUCUUCGUGUGGGAUCAGGCUUUGAAGACCACUGCACUUUCUCUAAUUUGCCUGAGGAGAGUUAGAGAGAGCCAAGGGAAGCCAGCAGAGCAGCAAUAACAAGUUUGAAUUGAAUUGAUUGGUGUGUGUGUGUGUGUGUGUGUGUGUGUGUGUGUGUGUGUGUAUGUAUGGGUGGGGGCAUGUAUGUGCACAUGUAUGUGUGUUUGUGUGUGUAUGUGCACAUGUGGGGGACAUGUGUGUGUAUGUGCACAUGUGAGGGACAUGCGUGUGCUUAUGUGUGUGUAUGUGUGUGCUUGUGUGUGUAUGUGUGUGUGCAUGUAUGUUUAUGUGUGUGUAUGUUUGUGUACAUGUGGGGAGUGUGUGUUUGUGUGUGUGUGUGUGUAUGUGUGUGUGUGUGUGUGUGUGUGUGUGUGUGUGUGUGUGUGAAAGUCCCAGGGAUCCUCCUGUCUCUGCUUUCCUAGUGUUGAGAUUACAGGCAUGUGUCAUCAUGUCAAGCUUUAUAUAUGCACUGGGACCCAAGAUCAGGUAUUCAUGCUUAUUUGUAUGCCAGCUACUCUACUGGCUAAGCCACCUCCUCAGCACAGUUAGCACUGUGGUGCAAUUGGAAAGCCCUUACACACCGUGAUACAGUUUUUACUUUAAAAAUAUUUAUAGCUACUACUUGGAGUGAAGAUAGCAUGUGCCACGGAAGGGAAAAGGCCAGCUGGGGCUCAGUCACCUCCCUAGCCCUCUUGACCCUCCGUAGGUGUGCAGUAAACUUGAAAUCUUUUGAGCAUGUGUCUCUUACACUAUGAGCAUAUCCCACCCCCUGCAUCUCUUCUGUUCAUCUCAAUCGUUCCCCCAGACAUUUUCAUUUUUAUAUACCACACAUGACUUCUUAUAUUAUAAAAUUAUAAUUAUAAAAUAUUAUAAAAGUACAAAAUAUUAGAAGCACGAACAAGAGAAAACAUGGCACCUGUCCUCCCAAGACUGGCUUAAUUUGCUUAAUAAGAUUCUCUUCAGUUGCUUCUCUGUUCCUAUAAACAGGAUAACUUCAUUCUUCUUCAGGGAUGAAAAUACUUGCUGUAUGUAUGCACCACAUUCUAUACAUAUGUACCCCACUCUCCUUAUCCAGUGCCCUGCUAAUGGACAGUAGCUUGACUCCGUAAUGUGAGUGUCCUGCAUUAUAUGCAGGAAAUGUCGAUGUGCAAGUAUUUGUGUGGCCUGUUGAUCUGGAUCUCAGGAGCGCUAUAGCGGGGUCAUUGGACAGAUCUAUGUGGGUUGUUUGUUUGUUCCACAGUGGCUGGAGUUGUUCACAUUCCUGCCAACAGUGUACAGUGGCUCCUUUUUGCCCUCAUCACUGACAGUAUUUGUGGCUACCAUUUCGAUGACUGCCACUCUGACUGAGGCGAGGCGGGAUCUCAGUGUGUUUUGGUCUGGAUUUAUCUGACAGCAAGGGAGGUAGGACAUCUUCUCACGUGUUUGUUUGUUAUGGUUUGUAUUUUGUCUUUGCACCCAUUUGUUUUCUUUUAAUUUUUAACUUUUUCUGGUAAUCCUGGGGAUCUAACUCAGACUCUCGCACAUGUGAGACCAAGCACGUUGCCACUCAACUGCACAUCUGGCCUAGGUCAAUAUGGCUUGGUAGAAGAACCACAGUUCAGAGCAUUUGGGGAUGCCCCAGCACUCUGUGAAUUUCAUUCAUGGUGACUGUCAGCAUUCUGUACAGUCCCGAGAAUGAUCCGUGCUCCCCAGGCUCUCUUUGGGAGUGAUUAUGAAGUCACACAGGUAAAACAAGUAAUGGUGAGUAGCCAAUAGAGAGAGGUGGCAGGUGGACAUGGUGAUGGCUAACCAUGGGUGUCAGCUUUGACACCUGGGAGGAGGGGACCUUAACUGAUAAAUUGUCUUUAUCGUAUUGACCUGUGGGCGUGCGUAUGGGGUAUUUUCUUGAUUGUCAGUUGAGUAAGAAAGACUGCAGAAGGUGCCAUCCCAAGGCAGGAAGCCUAGGCUAUAAAAGAGAGGAGGAGGCAGCAAGCAGUAUUAUUAAGAAGUGGCUUCUGCCCUAAGUUUUCUCCUUGAGUUCCUGUUUAACCAUCCCUUCAUGGUGGACCAUAACUUUUUACAUAAAGCAAAUAUUUUCUUCCCCAAUAAGCUUUUGGUCUUGAUGUUACCCUAGCCACAGAAAGCAAACUAGAACAGAUAUCAAAACAUCAUCAAAGCAGGGGUCCAGAGCAUCCAGAAGAGAGGAUUGGAUUAGCCCAGUUGUGAAAGCAAACCAAAGGCAAAGGUUGACUGUGGAAGCCUGUCUGAGGCAGCCAGCUGGAGUUCUCGCUCAAGAGUCCUGGGCAGAGCAGGGCUGAGUGUUUCCUUAGGUAAAAGCUGCCAAGUAUAAGAUCAGUAACAGCAACGAGAGGUAUCAGUUAUCAUCAAACUGGUGCUCACAACCAGCAGAAAGCCAGUUAGGGAGGCUGAGUCAUUGACGGAGUUCCUGAGAACUCCCCAUUGAUGAGCUUCUGGCUUGCUGUUCCCACUAGAGGUAUUUCUGUACUUUGGAAUAAACAAUAACUUCAGUUAGAAACCAUUCACCUUCUCGCUGUUCUGGAGGAGGCACCAUGGUGUUUUUUAAUACUAUCAGCGUGAGGCUGUUCGGUUUUCUUUUCUUUUCUUUUCCUUUUUUAGUAAGGGCGAUAGCUUGUCCUAGGACAGUGAGUGUUGGAGGCAAGACAAGCCUUCCUCUCUCCCAGAGUCUACUUCAUCAAGCACAAAUAGCACCUGAUAAUUUAGUAAUAUGACAUACACCACACUUAAAUAUUAAAUGAACUGGGCAUAAUGAUUGAUGUCUCUCAUGCUCUUCUCUAACUUCUCCGAGGCACCAAGUGCAACGCCCAGCCUCACAUGGCCUCAGGGAAUAUACUCAGUUAAGUGGACAGUGGAGUUCAACCCUAGCAUCAGAGUGAGUGGGCUCUGUUGCCACUGUAGCUUACAGAAGAUGAACCAGGACAAGAGUAAGAAAGCUGUCUUGGCACCUCGAGUCUGGAAUCCCAUCCUACUCUCUCCAGGACUCACGUUGCCCUUCUUCUUGCGUCUUGUUACCUUUGUGCUAUUUAAGAAGACCUGUCAGUGGGACUCCAGGGUAAUGUCUGCAUCAGGAGACGGUCCCUUUGUGUAUUUCACUGGAGCCCAUUAUAUCAGAAGGCCAGUAGAGUUUGGCCAGCUCAGUUGCCAUGGUAUUUGACCUGUAGAAGGCAGAGCGUCCUUCCAGGCUGACUGAAGCCUGAGUGUGCAUAUUCAUUGCGGGGCUGGCCCUGGAAAGGGGGAGGGAAGGAAGCCAAGUCAGGUAGCCGUGGCUGUUGGCUGUGUCUGCACCUCAGAGUCUAUGACCCUGAGCAUGGGGUCCUGUGUGCAGGACACAUUCCUUUCCUCUCUUCCUCCCAAUCAGGUGAGAAUUCAGCUCUGAGGAAAAAAAAUCAAAGGGCUUGGGUUUUGCAGCUGGCAAGAGAUGAGUUAAAGGGCGUCCACUAAAGGGCACUGGGGCUGUCCUGGUUAUGCCUGGGGUGCUCCCUCACACCAUCUUCAGGUGUAGCAGGCAUCUGAGGAGCACUACUGUGAGCCAGGCCACAUGCUAGGUCUACACACCGUUUCCUUACUCCCUGAGCAGUCUCUGAAACUGGGAUAAUGACUGAUCACCCUGGAAAGCCUUUGUGUGGAAGAGCAGAAAAGCAGCCCUGAUGGACAGAAUCACCAAAGCUUGGGAGCAAACAGACGCCACGUCCAACUUCCCAGGUGGCAGGGUCUCAGAUGGGACUGGAGCCUGGGUCUCUGUCUCCACAGAUCACCGCCUCUGCCCCACUCCAUGUUCUUCCCUAGGCUUCGUCUCCUAGGCUGGCUUAGCUGCCCCUUCCCACGGUGCAUUCUACUUUAUAUUAAACAGGAGGGGGAGAAGUUCCAAAGCCAAGCCAUCCCUUUGACCCACCAUCCUCCCCCAUCUCCCCUCCCUUAAAGGACUCAGUUCUGAACAUUUCUUUAGGUGCUUCUCAGCUGUUCGAUAUUCCUCAGUUGAGAAUUCUUUGUUAGCUCUGUAGCUGAUCUUGAUAUAGCUGUCUCCUGAGAGGCUCUGCCAGAGCAUGACAAAUACAGGGGCAGAUGCUUGCAGCCAACCAUUGAACUGAGAACGGGGUCCCCAAUGGAGGAGUUAGGGGAAGGACUGGAGGAGCUCAAGGGGUUUGCAACGCCAUAAGAACAACAAUAUCAACAAACCAGAGCUCCCAGAACUUCCAGGGACUAAACCACCAUCCCACAAAAACACAGGGAUGGACCUUUGGCUCCAUCCACAUAUGUAGCAAAGGAUGGCCUUGUUGGGCAUCAGUGGGAGGAGAGGCCCUUGGUCCUGUCAAGGCUCAAUGCCCCAGUGUAGGGGAAUGUCAGGGUGUGGAGGGGGGAGGGAAUGGGGGGUGGGUGAGGAAGCAGCACCUUCAUAGAAGCAGGAGGAAGAAGGAUGGGAUAGCAGGUUUCUGGAGGAGAAACUGGGAAAGGGGAUAACAUUUAAAAUGUAAAUAAAAAUAUCCAAUAAAAGAAAAAAAAGGACUCAAUUCUUCUCCAAUGUGUCUUUAAAGAGGGGAGAGAUCAGCUGACUUCUUAAGACCUUUCAUUUACCUAAAAAUACUCACUGAGUUUUCACUUUGUACCACUCACCGUCUAAGGCUCUGGGAUUAGACAGGAAGUGAGACUUGCUGUUUUCUACUCUAGGCACUGAGGGCUACAAAAUCCAUGAACAAAACUGAGACAAGAAGAGAAGGAAGAGACUUGCAACACUGUGAGGGGGGGCGAUGUUAAACACUGCUGAGAAACCAGAAGACAGAGACAGAAAGUGCCAGUGUGGCAGGCCACUUCCAGCUAGGUGCUCAAGAGACUCACACUUGGAAGGGACUUGGAGGCCAGAGAGAGCCUGCUAUGAAGGCCUGAGACUAGUAUGUAAAUUAGAAGCAAUAGCAAGUACAGUUGCUGGGAAGCAGAAGAAACCAGCCUGCUGAGGGUAAAAGAGGGAAGCCCAGGAUGACUGGGGAAAGUGACCCAGGAGAGGCAAAGCAUAGUCCCAGAGGCCCUGAUUGGCUGUGGUGAGGAGUUCAAGCUUAUGCUAAUUCAGAUACAAAGCCGAAAGACCAGUCAAGCUGGGAACAGCACCUGUGGCCUCCUAUAGUUUAAAGGUGACCUGAAGGGUGAACUCCGGGAGGCAGGGAUAAGGGACACAAAGUCCACCCCUCCACACUCUUGUCCUCCCAGCUCCCACCUGCCAUUGCAGGAGGUGCUGGCCUGGGGUGCAACAGGUCCAUGAAGAGAACCUGUCACCAGUCCUGGGGCAGGACUGUCCUGGAUAGGGAAGGGCAGGCCUGUGUGUGAGAAGGAAUUUCACAGACCAGCUAGGGACUAGUGUUCACCCUUGGAUUAGACAGUUUCAUGAUCUCUGAACAGCUUAAGAGGAAGGAUUUAAUUGGGAGCGUGGUGUCAGAGGUAUCAGUCCAUCCAGGCAGAAGAGUAUGGUGAAACAGAGCACUUCACACCCCAACGGCCACCCCCGACGGCCAGGAAGCAGGGAGAAAGUAACAGGAAUGGGCCAGGGAGAGUAUGUCCCUAAGAACCUCCCUCCGAAGAAGGCCCUUCCUUCCACGAAGUUCCUCCUCCUAAAGUUUUCUAAACUUCUUAAACUGGACCACCUUCUGAGGACCAAACUUUCAAUACACCAGGCUUGGGGGAUGCUUCCUAUCUAAACUUUAACAACCCCAAUUAACAAUCACAAUGGCUUGAAGAGGGUGGGUCUCAGGGCAUGGCCAUGACAUGCUUUGCGGGUGCACUUGUAGUUACAGAAAAUAUAGAAUUCUCCUCUCAUGGCCCUCUUCAUGCUGCCCUUCCCUCCUCUGAUGCCAUACCUCUACCUGGGCCCUCUCCACAUGCUGGUUGUUCUCCCUUCCAGGCCCUCUGGCUGCUGCCUAUCCCUUCUCUGGCCUCUCGGCCCCGUCUCUCUCCCUACGCAGCAGGCUGUUGUGUGCCAGCACCUGUGUGCUAGGCAUUCUCCUCACUUGGGUCCCCAAGCCCAGCCAGAUAAGAGCAUCUGGGAGGCGGCAGCUCCCUUGGCUGCAGGACUUGCAGUGGCCUUUUGGACAGGUGCCCAGAGCUGACAACCAGUGUGGCUCCUGUCCUGUUCUGUCACCACCCAGUGACACAGCACAGGCAGCACAUGGGCUGGGCACCAGCCAGCUGACACUGCCCCCCAGGGACCCAUGCCCCUCAUGUCUGAAAAUGUGAGGUGGGGGUCAUCUGCGGAAGAUUUGGCAGCUUAUUCGGGAACGUGGCAUGGCUCCCUGACUCCCGCCGAUCACAGUCAUAGGAGCAUAAAUUCUGACUGCCCUGACUUCCCGUCUGGAAGAUCCAAGCAUCUUACCUUUAAGUUUCUUAAUAAAGCCUUCAUAGUCUUUACCAUGACCUUCAUUUUAUAGGUCAGGAGGUCAAGGCACUGAGAGGCCACCAUGUCCAGUCCCACUAGCUGUGAAAGGUGGAGUUGGGAUUUGAGCAAAGAGUCCCUGAGCACAGGGCCAAGGCAGCAAUCUGUACCUAAGAACUAGCACGAAGCCCCAACUGCUCUCUGGCCAGAGGUGCCCUGCGAUUUCUAGAAUGCUGCCCCACUUCCUACAAGAGGCUAUUCCGGGCUGGGGGCAGGUGGCUAGAGAGCUCAGCUCUAACCAUGAGAUGGGCACGUGGGUUGGGGAACCACACCUAAUCUACUGACCCCACCCACUACGUGACUGUGUGAGAUGACACAGUAACAGACAGCACGGGGUGGCUAGCGAUGAAAGACAAGGGGGCAAAGAAAGGGGGGUAUUUACUGCUUGGGCCCUCAGGGACCCUCAAGAGACCAAAUUUCAUGUUUAAAGCAGAUAAGAGCUGCCUUGGCUGUAGCUUCCAGUGCAAAGACUUCUCAUUUGCGCCACAGACACCAACCCAAGCUGACGGUGGCAUAAAGUACUGGCUUCUGGCCAGGUUUUGUGCGGUGCUGCGGAAUCAAACGCAGGGUUUUGUGUGUGCUUGGCAAUCACUCCAUUCAGUGAACUCCAACUGCAGACUCAAGCUUCCUUUACCUGAGGGUUGUUUUUUUUAACCUAGAAAACAGGAUAGAAAUCCGAAUCCACACAGGAGCGUGGCUUGGAAGCCCCAUUACAAAACAGCUUGUGAAGCUAAUACUUAAGUGAUACUAGAUUCUUUCCUCUUUCUUCCCCUUUUCCGUAAUCCAGGGGUCAGAUAACAGUGCGAGGCUGUCUGAGAGAGCGCAUGCUGACUUCGCAAGAAUACAGGGUCAAAUACAGAUUUGAGCAUCUCUGUGCCUCGGGGCCAAGCCAGGUACUCUUGGAGCCACUCCUCUCACCUGAAGAACUUCAUUACAAUGCCACUUUACCUGCUCAGCAUGUGGCAUAUAGUGUGCCCUCUCCCCAAAAAAGAGUUACUAGAAAAAUCAUCAUUUAAAAAUGUCGUUGGGGGUCGGCAGGAUGCCUCCUCAGGUUCAGGCACUGCUGCCCAGCCUGAGGACCCAUUUGAGUCCUGGGAGCACAUGGUUUAAUGAGAGAACAAACUCCUGCAAGUUGUCAUUUGUGUUCCAUGUGCACUCUGUAGCACACGCAUAGCCCUCUCACACACAAUAGAAAGGUGAGCUGGGCGUGCUGGCACACGCUUUUAAUCCCAGCACUCAGGAGGCAGAGGCAGGCAGAUCUCUGGGAGUUCAAGGCCACCCUGAUCUACGGAGUGAGUUCCAGGUCAGCUGGGGUGCUUAUACAGAGAAACCCUGUUUCAGAGAAGAAGGAGGAGAAGGAGAAGGAGAAGGAGAAGGAGAAGGAGAAGGAGAAGGAGAAGGAGAAGGAGAAGGAGAAGGAGAAGGAGAAGGAGGAGAGGAGGAGGAAGAGGAGGAAGAGGAACAGGAAAAAAGUGACUAAAAAAAUGUCCUUUGACAUACCAUAUAAUGAAUGCCUUGUUUGGCCCUCAGGGAGGCUCCCCUUAUGUGGCAAGUUAGUUCCUGUCGUCCUCUUUUUUUUUCCCUAAAGGACACAGAGAGUGGAGAAUUAUAGCACACUGAAGACAGGCUUCAGACUUUUGGGCCCUUAGCCUUCAAUGAAAGUCUGACUUCUCAGGGGGCGAUGAUUAGCACAGAAGCGGGAUUACAGGAUUCAGGUACCCUGGCUGCAAUUCUUUACCAGCACCUUCCUGUGGCUGGUCUCCUUAGUGGAAAGCUACCCACUGUCAGCUGCGAUGCUAAGUAAAUCCUGAGAAACCUGAAACCGUGGCAUUUACAUUUACAUCGGAGCUCAGCAUCCCUAGGAGAGACCCUCUUCUGACCCACAAAGGACUCAGCCCUGACUCACUUGCCCUCCCACUGGCCUUGGUUAGCACCCCUCCAGGAGAGCUUUCCAGUGUCCUGGCUGUCAUCACAGCCUCUAGGAAAGAUGAACUGGAGUUAGUGCACCGGCACAUGGCAAAGGGGAGGCCUGAGAAUCACGGUUCACUUAGAAUGACGAGCUUCAACAGCAGUAAUGGUGGCAGCCUUUACGUAAGGGGGAAAAAAAAACAUUUCAGAGGGGCUAACUUUUCCCCAGUCUCUGAGAUUUCAAAUAGUGAGGUUGGAAUGACAAAGUCAAUGGGCUUUCUGAAAUACAUUCGAUAUUUUACAGACACCAUACUGGUCAGCCCAACUCAUUCGGAUUUGUGAGUUUUCACACAGGAGAUGAUGACCCACGAAUGGGUCCUGAAAUCAUUUGGAUGGGUGUGUCCAUUAUUUUCCUGCGGCUGAGAUAAAACACAAUGACCAAGGUAACUCAUAGAGGAAAGUUUGGUUGGACCAGGAGGAAUCCAUGACGUCAUAGUGGAGGUGGCAGAUGGCAGGCAUGUGCCUGGAGCAGCAGGCUGGUGGCUCACCUCUUUAACCACAGCACAAACCGUAGAGAGUGAACUAGAAAUGAUGAGGGUCCUUAAGCUCUCAAAGCCCCCACCUCAUGGGGAUACCUUCUCCAGCAAAGCCACACGUCCUAAACCUGGGGAGCGGGAUGGAAGGGGGCACACUUAACUCAGAUAACCACGGAUGGGCUGAAUCCGACAUCUAAAAAACAUACAGAUCAAAAUGACGGGGAACGUAAUCAGAGAGCAAAUACUACAGAGCAUUCAGAGAGGCAAAGAAAGGCAUGCUACCCAUUCCUAGGACUGAGUCUGAGCGUAGAUGUGAGUACUACUUUGAGGAAAAAAGAAACAAUUUUAAAAACUGUGUGUGGGAGGGGAGUGCAUGUGCGUGACCCCUGUGUAGGUCAGAAGACGGUGUUGGAUCCCCUGGAGCUGAAGAUGGUUAUGAGCCACCUCCUAUGGGUGCUGGAACCCCAAACUGAGUCCUCUGUCAGAGCAGUGAGCUCCAUUAACUGCUGAGCCCUCUCUCCAGCCCCCAGCUUUGAUUUUUUUUUUUUUUUAAGUCUUACACUGGGAAUCAUCAACAAGGUUUGAAAGCCACGGUGAUAAUUCAUGGUUCUCAGAUCCGAGUGUACAGCAGAGAUAUCCACCAAGCCUGUCGGAGCACAGAGGCUGACCAUCCCUGGAGCUCCUGUAGAAUGGUGGUUACUUUCUCAUUGCUGUGGACAGAAACACUUAAGGGAGGAAAAGUUCAGUUUUCCUCAUGACUUCGGAGGUCCAUGCUUCUUCACUCUUACCUGCCUAGGCAGACCAUUGUGCUAUGGGAAAGAGCAAUAAAAAGAAAGUUUCCCUUCUGGCCUAGUGGGGAAGGGGGAGGGAGCGGGGAGGGAGAGGGGGAGAGAGGGAAAAAGAGAGGCACAGAAGCUGAGACAGCUGACACAACCCUCAAAGACAUACCCCCAGGGACCUACUUCUUCAAGCCAAACCCCACCUCCUAAAGUUUGCACAGCCUCCCAACACAGUGCCACCAGCUAGAGACCAAGCACGUCACACACACACACACACACACACACACACACACACACACACACACACACACACGUAAGCCUGUGGCGGACACAUUGUGCUCAAGCUGUAACAGUCAGUCUGCACAGGGCCCACAAGCACUUAGGUGAUCCUAAUGCAACCAGUCCCAGAUCUCAUGGCAAACCGCUGGGCUGGUCCCCCUGCCUCAUCACAGAUGAGGCUGAGAUUCAGAAAGGGAGACGCUCAUCACCCUCCACAGCUGCUACGACUGAGAGCUAGGAGGCAGGCCCAAUCUGUCUGACUCCAAAACUCCAAACCUCGCUGUGCUUUCUUUGGUGUCUGGAAUAAUCUGUCUCUAAUGAGUGCAUCUGGCAACUAUUCCUCACUGUGUAUUUUGUGCAAAAAAAAAAAAAAAAAAAAAACCCAAAAAAACUGCAUUUUGUCUUAAAAUCACAUUCAGACGGAGAUAAGGACAAUUGGUACUUACGAGCCAAAGCCCCUUAUGUUGAUAAUACUCUAGCACUCAGGGUGCUGAGUGGGAUGCGGAUCAGACCACGUCUGAGCUGUGUGGCCUAGAGGCGGGACCAGGCAGAAGACUCCUCCACCCGGAGGUGGCUUCAUUCUCCUCCCUACAGAAGCCUCCAUGCUUGCCUGUCGGCCGGACUCUUGCUGCAUGCGUGACUUGGUGUCGGGAGGACAGUAGGGCCGGGAGAAAGCCCCGGGAUCCGGGCAUGCGUCAGUUCUGUCCCUAGAAGGGUGGCAGUACAGGCUUCCUAAACUGGGACACUGAGGACAGAAGAGCAGUGCUUCAGGACAGACAGACUGGGCACAUCCUAGGUCCAGGUCCACUGUUCUGUAAUCUAAAACUGUAUCCAACUUUCUCAAGUCAUGUAUGUCACCUUUUGGGGUUUUUGUUUGUUUGUUUGUUUGUUUGUUUACAUUUAUUUAUUUGCUUGCUUAUGUGUGCAUGUGCAAAUACGACUUGCAAGAGUUGGUUUUCUCCUUUCACCAUGUGGUUUCCGGGAUUCAGCUCAGGUCUUCAUGCUUGCCAACGAGGGCCUUUAUCCACUGGGCAAUCUCACGGCGGCCCAGAGGUCAUCUUUCAUAGAAGACUCAAAAUACCUCUAAUUUUAGGACUUUUCUGAGUAUUUGGUAAUACGUGCAAACACUGGAGCAUGGUACUUGGUACUCGGUGUCAUAGAAAUUGUACUAUGAUGUAGGGAGCCAUUCUGAGCUAUACAGUCACAAAGGAUAUGGGGAACGGGUGUGGCGGCAGUCCCAAGAUGUCGCCCGGGCGUCUCAUGACUGGCACCUGACUUCCUCACACACCUGAAACUAGCCACAUCCAUUGUGAGAGCUGCGCAGGCGCACCAUGACGCAAGAUCAGGCCAUGUGACAUGGACCUAUGAACUGAGAUUACACAGUCUGGACGGAGGAGGCGGAGUUGAGGGAGGAUAUAAGGGAGUGUGCUUGGGGGCUGGGAGGAUGAAGAAAAAAAGAAAGGAAAGAGAGGAAGGGAAGAAAAGAGAGAUUGUUGCUUGCAUGCAGAAAGAAAGGUUCCUGAAUAAACGGCUUUGAGAAGAACGUCGUGGUGUCGCUCCUUUCUGCGGGACGGAGACGGAGACGACACUGUGAGCCCAUCCACUCAUAGCCUUUACUAAGUACUGUGGUGUUUUGGAUGCCACACUGUGUGCACCAGCUCAUGGCUGACUGCUCCACUGAGACACCUUGUGCGUGCAUAUGGAGGAAGCUAAGCCCAGUUUGCUCCCUCUUGCGUAGAGAGUGGGACCCAGAAAUAGACAAUUUCUUGAGUGUGUGUUCAAUGCCGCAAUGGGGGACAACAGAGGCCCCCUGGGAGCCAGAGGAUGGCCGCCGAAUUCCCUGAAAAGGCACCGAUAAAUAAAGCUUCCAGGAAGAGCUGAACAAACAGCAGGUCACAAGGUUUAAAGGAGGAGUGGAGACUAAGAGAAAGAUAGCCUAGGUUAGGAAGGAGCGCAGAGAUAGAAGAUUCCAGAAGCAAAAGGGGGAAAGAACUUCUGAGGAUUGUUGUAAGGAAGACUAGGGGGAAAGAAACAGCAAGGCUUCAGGAGGAAGGGGAGACAAGUUUGGGAUGUCCUUCCAUGAGUGUGGCCCUGAGAACAGGCAGGGACUGGUCCAGCUUACACAGCACCACAGAAAGCCCAACAGAGGAGAAUUCACCUGGAGAAAAAGGCCAACAGGCAAGCGGUACUCUUCCUCCCUGUGAAGUGUCUGAAUCUGGAGAAAGGUCGGCAGCCUAAGGCAGGCCUUUUGCCUUUUAGCUGUACUGUCCGAGUCCCCAAGGGCCAAGCCCCAAACCUGAUUAACACUGGGCCAAAUUGGCCCAGAGCACCCAUUUCUAUCCUAGGCUGGCUGCAGGCUACAUUCUAAUGGGAUUGUUUGUGGGAGAAAAAUAACGUCCUUUUCUCUGAGCCUGGGCUUCCACGGCUACCACAAGAGGUUGGUGCCCCAGACAACAUUUAAGGCUACACUCUUGGGAGUGAUUGGCUUUGAAUUUCUCUUGUAGAAAAUAAGCUCUAGAGUGAAGGGCAAAUGAGGGAAAUGAAAGUGGAUGAAAGAGUGUGCCUGGGAUGGUACAGAAACUGAACCUUCAGAAUGCUGGCUGUAGUGAGUAGCUGUACACUCUGGGACGUGGGAAAGGCCCUUCCUCUCCCUGGCCCUUGGCUUUCUCGUCUGUGGAGGAGGAGGUGGAAACUCUGUAACAGUCCUUGCUCAGAUUGCCAGUUUGGGACAGUCCUGAUUCACUGAACUGCUCUAGGAGAGUCCUGCUUGCUUCUUUGAAGGUCCAAUUUGCAGUGACCUAAGCUCAGAGAACCAUGUGUGUAUCUUCUCCUCACUGAGUCAACACUGGUGGUAAGGUCAAUGUGCUUCUGAUUGCCCAAAGAUGGGGGAGCCCCCUGAUGGAAGCGAGGUCAGUGCUGCUGUGCCAGCUACGAGUUUAUCACUGCUUCUAUUUCAAGAUGUACUCAAGUCCAUGGAAUCAAAGAGUUUAAGGGUUUUUUAUAGGAGAAUAUCUGUAGGUUAAGUAACCAUUAUCUCCCUACCAGAUUUUAAUCAUUCCAACCAUUAUUAAAUAAAUCUAUUUUUAAUUAAUCAGCUUUUUAAAAACCCCUCUCUGUGCUCUCGGAAUUAUUAGAAAGUCUAAGAGAUGAAAUUGAACUUUUGUGUUCGGGAAAGCUGGAAGGGAUGGUGACUUGAGUGACAGGCAGCAAUUGGGAGAGAAGGUGGUCAAAUCAAACGUCCAGUGGGAGCCCAAGAACGGCUGCUGACAUCACAUAAGGCGUACUCACCAGAGGGGCCGCUUUGGGCCGUUUAAACCUGAUGUCCCCUGUUGUUAAAGACAAUAAUGUAGGUACAUCUCAAUCAUACAGUAAGGGAAGCUGGGCUUAAUUAAUCAGUGGUAGGGCCUAAUCUAAACCCUGUGGCCUGAUUCCUUUAAUUAUCCCGACACCUCCAAAUUAGAAAUUAUCUUAUUUAAUUGGAUGAAUCCAGAAGGGUAAGAGUAGAGAGGAGGCCAAUGGGGAGUGCUGACCUGAGAGGAGUGUCCUGCCUGCCCCUGAAGUGUGUGCCGUUUCCUGAAGAGAAACCCGAAGACACAUGCGGAUGCACUUCAUCACAAUGCAGUCCACGACAGACAAUUAUUUAGCUGAAUUUCUUCUUCUGCAAGAGUGGGGAGAAUGGUGGUGAGGUUGGCGCUGGUCUUAGCUUGCCCAUCUUGCAGCCACACACCAGGUGGCAAGGCAGACAUCACAGGCUGAUGAGCCAACAUGCCAGGUUCAGAUAUAUCAUUUCUCUGUUCUUGUGGGGUUUCCCUCCUGCUACUCCAGUGCAGAAACACCAUGCAUCUGUCCGCAGUCCCCCACUUCUACCAAACUGUAGUUGGGCUCAUCUCUGAGAUGUGGCUGGUGGUGACACACUCAGGAAAGGUCACCUCCUGUGUAGGACCAAUGGCAGACUAGUCUCUCCUUGCUCUUCUUUCUGAAAGGCUGGGAAGGGUUAAGAGGUGAGUAAGUGCGGAAGUAGCUCAGAGCAAGACGGUCCUCUCAUGGAACUCGUCCCAGACUAUGAACUGCUUAUGGAGUACAGAGAUGUUCCAGAAAACCACUCGUUCCCUGACAUCAUGCUUUGGCUUUCUGGAUGCAGCCUACUGAUGCUUGUUUGGUCUAUAGUUACACAGAGCCCUGGAGGGAGCCAAGUAUGAGAUCUCUCAAUGAGCCAGGGGGAAGGACUGGUGGGCUCUGAGGACAGGUGUUGUUGAUAGACACGGGUUGGGAGUGGGUAAGGGGUGUCCAUGGAUGUCUAGCAAGGCAGAGAUUGGCCUUAGCCAUGCUUUCCCCCAACCCCUAAUUAUGAAAGUUACUUUGUAAUUUUAAAGAGAACAGAGAAAAUAGAGACAAUUGCUGUGCCAGCCGUUUGUCUCAUGCCUGUGACAAAAAAUAACUUCAAGAAGGAUGGGCUCAUAUUGACUGGAGGUUUAAGAAGUAACAUAGUCUAUCGGGUGUGGAGGUUGUCAGGGGAAUACAAGAGCAGGAGGCAAAUGGUUGGACUGUAUCAGUCAGGAAGCAGGGAGAUGAAUUCUGGGGUUCAUGCUUUCUCCUUGUUACUCAGUCCAGGACCCCAGCCGCAGCAGGGCACACCCACGCCUAGAGUGAGAAGCCUCCUCAGUUAAGCCUUUUUGGAAACUCUUACAGAUAACUCCCAGAGGUGGGUUUCUACAGAGAUUCUAAUCUAGUCAGAUUGACCAAUCAAUCUUCACAACUCCACCCUUCAUCAACCUGACACCCAAACAUAUCACCUUAAAUCCUGACAUUGCACCUCUGACCUAGAAAGUCUCAUUUUCAUCUCAUAAAGAAAAAUACACUCAGUCCAUUACUGAAAAAUCUCUAAAGCCUUCAGCAGUCUCAGCACUGCCCGAAAGUCCUGGGUCUCUUCUGAGACGCAGGGCCAUCUCCUACCUGCAAGGUCUGGUACAGCAACAGGUAAGCUAUACACUUCCAAUGUGCUAUGGCAUAGACGGGACAACUCUCUUAUUUACAGUUUUUUUUUAAUUCUUCUCUCAUAUAUUACAUCCUGACUGAUGUUAAAGGGAGGGAGACGGAAGGUCUCAAGGAGAGAGGGAAAGAGCGAGACUGAGAUCCCAUGAGCACACCACACACUGAACUUUGGGGGCUCUGUAACACACAGGGCUUGUGCUGAAAUCAUGCGGGCUCCAACAGUCUCGGGAAGCCAGACCCUCCAGCUUGACCACUGCAGCACACUCAGCCUCUCUCUUGAGCCAGGUCUACUCCAUGCCCGUGCUUUUGCUGAUGGAUGUCCCGUCCAUCAUCCCGGCAUCUGUCUUUCCUUUGUCUCCAUCAGGACUUAGGCUUCACCUACACAGCUUCACAUAUCCCCUCACUGCAAUCUCUUUCUUUUUUAUAAUUAUUCAAAUGCUUAUGAAUAAAUAUAUAUUGUUGAUGCAUAUGUAGCAACAAUAAUUUUUAAAAGGAAGCCAUGUAUUUGAGAGGGAGAAGGGGUGGAUGAUGAUACCAAAGUUCUUAGAGAGGAGAGGGGAGGAAUGAGGCAAAUACAGUGCACAUAUAUGAUCUGGAUUUAAAUAAUCAGUUAUUAAAUAACUUGCUAUAUUACUGUGGAGCAUUUUCCUUUGAAUGAACAGCUUUACUAUGCUAAGUAUUACAUUUAAAUCGAUAGAACCAUCAUAUAUCUAUUCAGUAAAGCAUGUUUCCUCUGUGGGAUUACAGUAGCUUAACUGAUAGGCCAAGCUGUUUUCAGUUUUUAUAAUAAUAUUUUAAUGGUUUUAUAUGAACAUCUCAGAAUGUCUGGUCAUUUCCUUAAGGGAGAUUUCUAGAAGUGGGUUAAAAUCCAUGAGCUUAAAAAGAAAAAGCCACUUGAGAUUUUUUUUUUCUUUAAUUGAUUUACAUUCCAAAGGUUGCUCCCCUUUCCCACAUAGCUUUUCAAGUUCAUAGUUCAACCUUUAAGGGUUGAGGAAGAUUAAAUGGAAAGCCUCAUCCAGGGCCACUCUUUCCAAUGCUCCCUCAAGUUUUCAACGCUCCGGCUGGCGGUGCUGUUUGGCCUGGCUUUUGACGACGAUAUUUUAUUUUAGGCAGUGUUUUGUCCACCUCAUUUUAGAUGGGGGAAGUUGCAAUGCAAAUGGGGUACACAGAGGACAGAUCGAACAUGAUGUAAAUGCAGUGAUUUUGGAGACAAACAGCUGAGGUUUGAGUCCCCUGUUAAACAAUGGACCUGUCAAAUAAGAGAGGGGCAGUCUUAACGCACAGAAUUGUCGGAAGUCCUCAUGAGGAUUAGAUAAGUAAGAUUGUGUCACCUCCCUGCCGUAUGACAUGCCAUGUAAACUUGAAGUCAUCUUUUCCCCAAGCGACCAGGAGCAACCUUCAUGUAACUGUGACAUCCAGGUCCUUUCUAGAAAGUCAACCAUCACCUCACAAACUUUUGGCUGCUUCCUCAGCUCCAGUUUUGACCCCAAGGAUGCCCAUAAAGAGAUGUAAGUAAAAACAAAACAAAACAAAACAAAACCAAAAAAACAAACAAACAAAGAAAGAAAAAACCCAGCUGAGACAAGACUCAGGAUGACAGGGAAUGACUCAGGAAUCCUGAGGGUAGGUGGGGUAAGGUGAGGGAUACAGACAGCCUGGGGAAUAGAAGCUCAGCCCAGCUCUGGAAGAGCGUGCUUUCUCUUUUCCUCCCACAGAUUAGAAAAACUCACCAUUCCUAGAGAUAUACACCUCUCCCUGUCUAAUGUUCUCUCCCCAUUUUGUUUUGCACAGCAGUCCACCCCAGUGAGUUGCCCAUAGUAGUCUGUGUCAGAGCAUUGCAAGGAACCCUGUCUAAGAAAGGGAGUCUGUAUGGGAGAGCAGCCGUGGAAGGAUGAGGAUGUGCACAGUCCCAGAUGCUUGCCCACUCCUCAUAUCUGCUCAGAGAAAAGGCUUGCAGAUGUGCCGAGCCAGGCUGGGCUCACAAGGCUGUAAGCUGAAUACCAGCUGAACUAGGACCACAUCAGGCUAGACCCACUAAGUUCUGCGUCCCACCAGACGUCACCCAGUGUAAAAUAAAAAUUGUGACUGCCGUGCACUGUGAUGACCAUUUUACUAAAAACACCAAACUGUGAGUGCCUCUGUGUGUGUGUGUGUGUGUGUGUGUGUGUGUGUGUGUGUGUGUGUGUGUGUGUGUAACCAAUAGGAAACACACAGCUGGUAAAUACUUGGCAAAGUGUUGGAAGCUGGGAUGUGAGCCAGACUGCUUUCCGCCUUCAUUGUGUUGAGUUGUCGAUGUUUGUGGUGUUAGCUAUGAAGCCAGACGUCACUGGGGCCAAGCAAGCAUUCCACCACUGAGCUACAUCCCUAGCCUCUGUUCUGAUGUUUUUAAAAUAAUAUAUUCAUAGAUCAUCUGUACAGUUCAGCUAGAAACCCACUGUCACUCUCGAGGCUAAACAUCAAAGUCAUGUCCUAAGCUUUGAUCUCCAGAAGACAACCCUUGGUGCCAUUUCCAGAGAGCUCCAGGCCUCGGGAAAAUCCUCUGCCUCUCCAAGCCUCAGUUUCUCCAUCAGUGAAAAGAGAUCCAGGUCCCUGUCACGUGUUACAAAGUAGAAAGGAGGUAAACCUGACAACCUUGCUAGCUCAAGGUCACUCGGGAGUUGGGGAAGGAGGUGUCCUAAGUACCCAGCUUCCAGAAGACAACGCCUGGCUAGGCUUCCUGGACACUUGCCAGUCAGAUAAACACCUGCUUCAGCAGGUCAGGCCGGCAGCUCUGUUGACAGCCAUCUGGGUUAGCACAGAGAAGCAAUGUCUGGGUUCCCCUGCUCACACCUGCAUUUCCCAGGAGGAGGGCAGGGGUCUGUCCUGGACCUCUCUGGGUAUUCUGGGAUUUGGCGUGUGCUUCUGGGACACGAGCAGUGAGCCCCUGUAGCUGCUGGAGAGGUUUUGUGACACAUCAAAGGGUCUGGGGUGGUUUUCCCCUCUCCUUUCCUUCCUUAGAGCUGGGAGGACAAUGCUUUCCUUCUCAGUGAAAAGCAGCGGACCAGCAAGGCGGGCAAUCAUGCAAUGCAAAUAAAGGCUGCUUUUGAAGGCGGUGAAGGCGGGCCUGCUGAAUUAAAUUAACAUGGCCCAUAAAUACAGAGGUUAAAAAAAAAGGGAAGCCGAGUGUUCACAGGCUUUUGUCCAGAGCAGAAAUAAUCACAGGACAAUGGUCUAUUUUGUUUGGAUUACAGGCCCAUGAUAUCACAUUAGCCCGAGCCUGGCAAUAUUUAUGUCAAGAACUGCUGUUUGUGAAACCCUGUUGUCCCAAUUUAUCCCUGCAGGGAAUCCCUCAAAGCAAGGCAGGCUGGCCUGGGGAAACCUCUGCCCCCUGCUGACCAGCCAUGGAGAAGAAAGGCCCAGAGGGUUGGAAGGAGGGAAGGUUGUAGUCCAGAGACAAGGGAAGGCACACGCAUAAAAUUCAGCCAUAAAACAGAACAGAUCUUCAAGAGGCAGGCUGUCACAUCUGUCCGGCCUGCUUCUCUUGAGAAAUAAAAAUGCUAGCUGCAUUCAACGAGUGCACAUACAUGGAGUGAGCCAAGAGAAGGUGGCUACCCCUUCCCAACGCAUGCCAGUUAGCCUGGAUCAGGUCUGAGCAGUCCACAUGGCUGCCUGCGGCUGAGUGCCAGUUGCUGCCUCCAUUAAGAGUGUUACACUCUUAUGCUGUAGCUUACCUUAGGGUCAGGAAGUACCAGUGCGCGUGCAUGCAACACACACACACACACACACACACACACACACACACACAGCACUUAUAAUGGAAGCUCAAAGCUGGGGCAUCUAGAGUCCUGCCUUUUCCCCCAGCUUUUCCAUUACACUUGUGUUUCCUUCCCUCUCUAGUCCUCCCCUCCCCUCUCUUCUCCUCUCCUCUCCUCUUCCCGCCCCUCUCUCCUCUAUUCCCCUCUCUCUCUCCUCUCUUCCCCUCUCUCUCUCCUCUAUUCCCCUCUCUCUCUCCUCUAUUCCCCUUUCUUCUCCUUUCUUUUGCUUUUCCCUUUGGCCCUCCCACCACUUCCCGUCUGCCCGCUUUAUUGCUAUAGAUAUCUGUUUCCACUGGACUUCCACUGGCCUGACACAGGUCUCAUUGCCUCGUCAGGUGUUCUUAGUCAACAUCCCUCCUACCUUCCUACUUUGGGUCCCACUACCCAGUAUCCUUAUUUUUAAAAGGGAAAUACAUCAUUUCCCCCCAAGGUACUUCUCAAAUGACAGGAGCUCUACAGGACAUGUUACCUUCAGUGAUCUUGAUAGGAAAGCCUUUUGGUGGGGAUGUGUGGCUUGGAUAUGAGGAGUGUGGGGUCAUACUCAAGUUUCUGUCUAGCAUUGAGCACCAAUGGCCAGGGUUACCAUCCUAGUCCUCAACCCUGAGUCAAGACACCUUGUCAGCCCCAGCAGUGCAAGAGAGUGCUACGCUUCCGUCUCAUUUCUCCCACCCCAUUUGGCUUUACUUCGUCAAGCCCUUCUGUGAUAUCAGGGGUUCUUGAGUGGGAAAGCCAUCCCCUCCCACCAUGUUUUGUUCUUGGCCAUCUUUUGUCUUCGAACCAGGUCAAUCAAGGGAUCAAUGCGGCCAGUCUUGGGUUACAAUGGAACAGUCACCUUGGGGGAAAAAUAUCAAAGGACAUCCUAAGGCAAGCCUGGUGCUCAGAUAGCCGCCAUCCAGACUGGCCAGGGAUUACCAAUGAGGGCUUUCCUAUAAGGUCUGUCAUGUCUGUGAGCCUUUUGUGCCUGUCCUGUUGUUCCCUGUCUCCUGCAUGCACUGCUUGCAUUGCACCAAAGCCUUCUAGAGGGCCCAGGGCUGCAUGCAUUUCCCUUACGUUACUUAUUACAUUCUACACACUCAAAUGGUUGAUCAAGAAGAGUAUGUUGAAUGGAGCAGCAGCCCCUGGGAGAUGGCGGCCACCUUCCAGGCUUAUAAGUAAUAAAAGGCACAUCUCACGGCAGAGCAGAAAGUAGAACUUCACGGUCAGGACAGACGGAGUUUAUGUGCCCACAUGGCCUUGGCCAUGGCAAUUCGCUCCAACUCUGUUUCCUCGUCUGCAACACCAACAGCAUAGUUUGAAAUCUCCUUCCUGGGAAUCCCCAGGAUAGGUUCUGACACCUGACAGCCACCUACAGGAAAUCGUUUUUCUUGUGGCGACUGAAGGUCAGUCUGGGCUUCCUUUGGAGCCCUUUCCCCAGGCAAAGAAAUGUAUGGUCCAAAGCCAGGACGGCACAACUACAUCUUAUGUAUGAGAACCCAGAAACUCAGAGAGGCUAAGGGUCUUUCCUGACAUUUUCUAACUAAGAACCGGGCUUGAGAGUUGAUCCUGGCACCCUGUGCCGUGUACAGCCUUCAGCACAUCGGGGUAUCUCCUGUUCCAGGGUUUUGCCACAUUGCAAUGACCAGUCAGUGCAGAUGUCAGCCAGGAAGUGUCAGGACUAAUUAGGCACUGAUUACUGUAAGCAAGAAGCUAGAAAGGUAUCCUAGAUCACCCCCACCCUUGGAGAACCCCAAAGGGCAAUUUUCUAUGUGCUGUGAAGAAAACGUGGAAACAGGCUGAAGGAUGGCUAGGGUCAAUUAGAGAAGGUGAGGAGGGGGGAAGGGCGGAGGAAACUGAGCAACUAUGCCAAGCAAAGCCAAGGGGAGCCCUGCUACCCAGGGUCAGGGGACAGGCAGACCCAUAGCUAGAAUGGCUGAUGGAUUGUGUGUGUGUGUGUGUGUGUGUGUGUGUGUGUGUGUGUGUGUGUGUGUGUGUGUGUGCGCGCGCACGCGUGCGUGCACGCAUGCGUGCAUGUGCUGUGCAUUAUAGACCAGGCUAGUUAGCCCAUGAACUUCUGGGGAUUCUCGUGUCUCUGCCUUCUGUAGGUACACUGAGAUUGCAGACACAUGCCACCACGGACUGGCAAUGCUAACUCAGUUCUCAUGUGCGCGUUCAGUGAGUACAUCAUCCAUGGAGCUCCCUCCUCAGCCUCGGUGGAGAGGUUUUAAUAUGAAUGACAGUAGGGGGAUGGGCUGCUCAAGGACAAUGUCAAAGCAAUGUGCAGAGCUCGCCAGCCCAGAAUUUGAUCAGGAAAACAGAACAGAGCAAAAGCGGAGAUGAAGGAAAGGUGGCACGUAAUCUCGUCAUCGGUUUAUCAAAUACUCCAUCUGGCUUGUGGACAUUCACUGAGUGACUGUGCCGUGUCAAGCACGGCACGAAGAUCAGCUCGGGGAGGCACUUCCCAGUAUAAACCUUGACCAAGCAAGGCAAAGGGCCUUGACCCUAACUCCUGAGGCUGUGUGUGCACAGGCACGUCUGCACGUACAUGCUUCUCCCAAGCUCUAAUUCCUGCAGCCUCUGUUACCGACUCUGCUACCCCUGAUUCAAGACUAAUCCCCUUUUCUAGUCAGGUCAUAAGUUCGGAGGCAAACACAAUGUCUUCUCCAGAAACAAGGCUUUCCUGUAAUGAGAUAAUUAAACAGGAGGCUUGCCGGGCAUCUCAGAAAUGAUUUCUGCCUCACACAGAGCAGGUGCAUAUUCUCAGCUUCCAAGUUGCCAAGAUCUCGGUGUUGAGCCCUUGGAGCUGGGGUGAAUGCUUACUCCAGGUCAUCUGGGUGGAUGGCUGGGGCUCUGUCUGGAGGGUGACUGAGAGUUGAGCCAUAGUUCAGCUGGUGGCUCGGUCAAUGUGUCAAGCAUCAUUACCCAAACUGAAAGAAAGUUAAAGAAACUCCUCUGGCAGAGAGGUUAGGAGAAUGAACCUUGAUGAAGUUAAUGAUGAGAGUGUAGACACUCGGAUAGAGGCUCUGCCAGGGAGCUCUCCUGUGGUAUCAGUAGCUAGGCCUUCCCACUCUUCAGACUCGAGCAUGGAAGACUUUCCGGAGAUUGCUUCUGCUAAGUGUUUAAGGGAUACACAACUGCUGGGUGAUAACGUUAAUGAGAGCCAGUCUGCUCUGAGUAGGCAUGAGUCGCUGUUGAACACUAUGGGCCAAAAGCUGUGCUACGAGCAUGUGUUCUCCUCAAUAACUCAGGAAAUUGACAGCUAUGUGCUGGGAACUGUGACGCAGCUUGCAGAGUUCACCCAAGGGUUGACUCACUGACUAGCAAGGCUGUUGUUUGGACCUGUUCUUUUUUCCUGCCUGCUCUGCUGAAUAGUCUGUGUGCUUGUCUUCCAUAAACAGGAAAGCUAUAGCCAGAGUGGGUGUAGUCUAGGACAAACACUGGCAAACUAGGGGUAACUCACUAUUCCUUUAAAUAAAACUUUAUUAGAAGGCAGACAAUUUACAUAACUUCUGUGACUACUUUUGUACUGCAACAAUAGAGUAUGCAAAAGACAGCCCACCAAGUCAAAAGUCCUUCCUAUUUGGCCCUAGACAGGACAAGGUACCCUUACCAAUGGGGUGGUAUGUUCCUAUAAUCUCAGCAGUUUGGAGGCUAAGACAGGUGGAUUAAGAGUUUGGGCCCAGCCUGAGCUACAUAGCAAGACUCUGUCUCAAAACAAAAACAAAAACAAAAACAAACAAACAAAAAACAAAAACCAACCAACCAAACAAACAAACAAAAAACAAAACAAAAUAAAAAACAAACAAAAACCCCCCAAAACAGAAACAAAACACAGCAGCAACAAAACCAAGGAAAGAUUGUGGUCUAAAGACAUCCAAGGUUAAACAAACAAGCAGGUUUUAUCCCCGUAUGACCCCUCAGACCCUUUAGGACACCAACAUGAAUUACCAGGAUCUAGAUAAAUGUAUAGCCACCGUCUGACCUACUAAAAAAUGGCUUCCCUUUUUCUUAAGGCAUCUUCAGGACAAGUGGGACAUCACUCAGGAAGGCAAAUUUGUAGAGGGAAGGUAAUGAGUCGAAGGACGUAAAGCUUUGGUGUGGCUGACAAGGACCAGCUAGGAGCCCCGGAGCUUUACAAGGUAGCACCGGGCAGUGUGUCUUUGCUAUCUCCAGCCAGAGUUGCUGGCAGGUGCAUCCUGGGCAGCUCCCACAGCCCGGGGUUUAUUCAGCUGCCUGUUUACAAUGGUGUUCAACAACCCUGUCCUUGUGUGCUGGGUGAUUUUAGUGUCCAGGAAGAGAAGGGGGAAAACAUGACACUAAUAACGAAUGCCAGUCUUCAUCAGCAUCAUCCAACAUUAUGAGAACUGAAUUUCCACCUUUCACCGCAUACAUUAAACCAGGGCUUUAUCUCUUCCCGCAGAAUUGAUUUGCCAUAAUUCCCUCCUUUGGCCCUUGUCAUGUAAAUCUCGGCAUUUCUCCCCUCCUAGCUGUAGGAGCUCAGAUUAGAGGACAGAAUCCAGCAGCCCAGACCUGCAGCUGCUCUGGGCUUUGUCUGUCUGUCUUUCCCUCUCUGGAUCUUCUCCUCGGGCUGCUCACUGCUCGAUUGUGCCUUCUGCAGGUGGAUUAGGGAUGAGAGGGGGCAGAGCAGAUGGCUUUCAUGGGACUCAGCCAUGGGACCUGCAGCAGCUGCAGCCGGGACAGAUAACUAUUGACAAGCUUGUAGGGGAUAGAUCUCAGUGCUAGUUUCGAUUGGUGGCUCAGUGGCCAAUCAGAUCACUACCACCCUAGUACUCCCCACCGUGCCCUGGGGAAUUUCUAGCUUCCGGCAUCUGUUCUAGAUGAACAGGAAUCGUUUGUUGUCCAUUGGCUUCUAGAAGAAACAAGGACCAGAGGACCCCCGGUCUGGUAGAGCAGGGGGCUUCUAAAGUGUGGGUUGAAAACCAGCCCAAAGGCCCCACAGAGAGGGACACAUUCUUAGAGGGACAUACCUGACACUCGACUGUCACUCAGUGAGAACAGGUCUGGCCAUGAUAUCACUGUUCUGUAAAAGCCCUCAAAUGAUAUAGUCACCAUGGAACUGCCUCCUACAGAAUAUGUGAGCAGGGCUAAGGCAUUCUGGGAACAGAAUAACAGGACCCAGUCGUAAAUGUAAGUGGGUAGAUUUUUUUUUAAUCUGGCAGAAACUCUCCAUUCCCAACAAUAAAUAGAUGGGGUUACAGCCGUGUGCCAGAGGUUAGCAUGAGGACUGGAUGUAGUAAUAAUCUAGGUGAUGUCUCCAGAGCAGACUCAGAGCAUGGCAAAUGGUCAACUACAUUUGGCUUUCAUCCAUCACCCUUAGCAUGGCCUUUUGUGAUACUAUCACAAAGAUCUGGAAAAUUCAUCAGAGGUCUAUCCUGAGAAGGAAAUCUUUGAUGGGUUUCCAUAGGACAGGAUACUGACUACGUACGCUCGUGAUUUUAAAUGUAUUGUCCAUGUAUAGAAAGACUGUUCUGUAUAAGCACUAUGGCCAGAAUGAUACAUUUACUGUAAUCAAAUUACAUUUUUCCAAUACUCUGGAAAGACAAGCUUCACUGCUCCUCCCAUUUCACAGAAAGAACAAUGAAGUCCAGCUCCACAGGGCUUCGGAAGCACAGAUCUCAACUUCAGGGUCAAUUCCAAGAUCAAAAUCCCCCUGGGCCCUCUGUCUCCUUCCCCACUCCAUGUUCCUCUUCCAAAUCCUGUUCUAAACUGAGAACUCCUGCUGAGUCAUUCCCCAGUAGUGAGCCCUCCCCAGAAAACUAAGCUGCCCUGGACCUCAGUGAGCAUCUUUGCAAUGUCAGAUUAUUGAUUCCCAUCAUUUGGAAAGGUACAGUUUUCCUGAAAAAGAGCCAGAGACAAAACAAUAGCUGGGAACACACAGAAGUGGAGGCAGUCAGUUGACGGUGAGGGAUGAAAAGGCUUAGUCUCUGGGGCUAAGUUAGAACAGGCCAUGCUGUACACACAGCCUCGCUCUCCCCCGAGGUCAUCACAAUAGGGACUUGUGAAUGGGCGUUGCAAAGUCUCCAGAGGCCAGGAGGUCAGUCUGAUCUGGCAGUGUGUGGUGAUGGGGAGGCAAAUCCACGUGAGGCCCACCAGAACAGUGCUGGCACACCUUGGUACUGUCGGCGGUGGGAGCAGGCACUCCCCCUUUAAGGCAGAUGAGGUGUUGGAGCAGAACCGUCACCCCACCCAUCACGAUACACUGCAGAUAUCAAGGACUUGGCAUGUGAGUGUGUAUGUGCAUGGGAAUGCAUGUAGGGCCAUUGUGGAGGGAGGCCGGGGAAGCUAGCGUCUCUCUGCCCACUGCAUGGCCUCUCACUCCGUCCCUAAAUCAAGUAUCAACUGUUAUUUUUGUACCAAGCUUGCCAGACAAUAUGGAAAGUGCAGGAGCCAGCCCUUGAUUACUGCAAGGCCGCAGGGGAAAGGGUGCCAAGAGGGAGCUAGGUUCUCAGAAGAGAAGGUAAAGCUCAUGAAGGUGCUGUCCAGUCUGAGUACUAGCCAAGGCCUCUCAACCCCAAAACCUCCGUUUACAUUCAGUAAGCCUGUCCGAGUCAACCCCUCUGGAGUGCCACAGGCCUCUGAGGGCUGAGUUUCACACCCCCUGCUGAAGUGCAACCUUCUCUCCUUCUCGAGUCUUUUCUCUGAAGGUCUCUGUGAACUUAACCAUCGGCCGCUUCCCCCAAGGAAAGGGGGUUUUAUCCGAGUCUGUGUUUUCCUCGUCUCAUUGAGAUAGUUCAUCUCAACUGGGGUUCACUCAAGACUUCCCCACUUGUGCUUAGAUAUGUCACUCCGUCUUUCUGUGUCUCAGAUCACCCGCACGUAAGACAGAGAGAAGUAACAACCACCUUCCCCAUUGCGGGGGGGAGGGGGGGAAUGCAGACUGGACCUGCUCCAGUGAGCCAGCCCAAAGCGUAGAUGGGAGCCUGGACGUUGGCUGUCUGGUGCUGAGUGAGUUUCUUCACCUCUCUGUGCUUCCUGCCCCUGUGCAAGGGCAGUGCUAUGAGGACUAAGUGAGUUGACUCGCCCAGUGAGUGCUACAGAAAUGCUUCCUCCUCAGUAUACAGAAGGUAUUCAAGAUAGUCGUUCUCUCUCCCUGAAUCCAAGCUUCUGUCUCCCCACAGAGACUGGAGGAAUCGGAACCUGAUAGAGAAAAUGUCUUCCUCCCUAAGUUCGUGGGAGCCCCCACGGGGUGUACUGAUGAGAGUCCUCACCCAUGCAUCUCCACAAGCCUCUGACUCCCCAAGAGGCUUGAUGGUUUGUCUUGACUUUUCAGCGGUUAGAAAGCUUCCUCCUUGGCCCCAGGGUUCACAGAGAAGCUGUGCUUUCAGUCAUCAUGAAUCAUAGGGGGGGGGGGGCGUUUCGUGCACUUUUCGAAUCAAAAGGCGUGAGCCUCUCACCUGCACGUGUGACCUGGUUCUCUUUCAGAGUACUUUGGCUAGCUAGCCUCACCGCGUUCUAGCACACCAAGCAUUAUUUGGGGGCAAGACCUCCAAGGACACCUUCUGCUCAGGGAGGUGCUGAAGCUGCAGACCUGUGAGUUGGAAGCAUUGAACAGUACCCAGGCUGGGGUCCGCAGGCUCUACACUGAAAGGAUAGCAGAGUUCUGAAGUAGCAUAUCCUGAGCUAGACAUGAACCACGUUCACCAAAGGCUACGGAAUCCCAAUGGGGUCAUACUUCAGACCUGAACUUAGACACUGCCUGGUGGCUCCAGGUUCUCCAGGCCACAUACACACCUCUACUCAUCUGGUGGCUCCUACAGAGAAAAGGACCCAGCUCCCUUGUCCUGUCCACACACAGUCCCCCUCGUGUGGUUAAAUUACCCUUCUUCCUACAUCCAUUUCGUCUCUAUCAGAAAGAGGAAGUUCUCUCCAAAAGUGGAAGCCUUUGUUUUGAACCCUGUUUUCUGGCUUGAUUCCCUGAAAACUUUCUUCAUAUUCUCUAUAUAGAGAAUGAUUAAGUUGACUUGAGAAAAUUAGAUCCAAUCAAAAAAAAAUAGACACAUGAACAACAGACACACCAGAGGAGCUUGAUAGCUGCCCCCUCCCCAUCCCCACCAGCCUGGUGGACAAACAAAGCAGUGGAGAUCCCUUCACUUAUUCAACCAGUCCACCCUGCUAUUCCCUUCAUGUCUCCAUCCUGCUGCCUGUGCGUUGCCUCAUCUGGAUGCUGCUGGGGCAGGCCAAGGUCUUACUCUCAGCAAGCUCAGAAUCCUGGGCCAGCAAGGUACCAGCUUGGAUGCUCAGGGUUUCAUCCCUUAGGUGACAUCUGCGAUAUUAAAACAUCUUUCCCUAAUGUUUACCCUCCCUCACAUCGAGGUGCCACCAUUAAACCACUGGUUUAACCUCUCGUCAUCAUAUACAAGUAUGAUUUAUUGAAGUGAACCCACAGUCAACGUCCUUCUGCUGUUCGUUCCUCUCAUGCGAGCUGCACAGCCACCCCCCUGCCCAGCUCUCACCUCCUCUGGAUCACAUCUUAGGGGGCAGAACCAGCACCUUGGGCAGCCUUGGCUGUUUUGGCAUCUGGGGGGGGGCGGGGCUGCCUGCAGGAGUGCUAACCUCAUGUAAUUGGCCAGAAGAGUGAGCAGCUAAUGACAUGGAACCUCUGGGAAGGUAAGUAAAAGGCCAGGAAUCCACUGCUGAGGCGAAGCAGAGGCUUUAGUAAUGAAGAUGGAGAGGUCUAAGGGGUGCGAGCCUGUUGUUGCCGGCAUUGUUUAAAGGAGCUAGUUAGUGUCGUCAAGUGCAAUGACCUCAUGCCACCGCAAAGGGCAGAAGGCAUGGGGUGUUGGUGCAUAUGAUAGAUGGUGACACAGAGGUUUCAUGAAUCAUGUCUAAGACGUGAGCUCUGCUUGGCAAACAGGAGACCUGGCGCAUGUAAAUGCUGGGGGGAAUCAGAGGAUAAAUGCAAUCUGGUGCUGCAGAAUGCACAGGGUUCUAGUGUUAGGUAGAUGGAGCUUGGCAUCUUGAGACCAGGCAUGCAUGCAGCUGAGCCCUGCCGAGCCUUGGCUUUCCCAUAUGUUCGAUAGGCCUGAGCAUUGGCUCACCAUUGGCAGACGGUUACUUGUGGCGAGAACAUCCAGUAACGCUUUCUGGUAUCACCUCAGUACCAAGCCAAGUCUGGCCCAUUGGAGGAAAACAGCCCAUAAGCACUUUUGCCCAAAAACAUUCAUUGCAGACAUCCUGUUAGGGGCAGUUCCUACAUAAGGCAGGGGAUGGUUAGCUCCGUGUACCUUGGGUAAGAUCCAGGUAUUGUGUAGGUGCUUACACAAUACCAAUCUCCAAUGAAGAUGCCCUGGUUUCUUCCACUUUGUUUUUCUGUAUUAGAUUAGCUGCCUCAAUAACCCCAUUCUACACACACACACACACACACACACACACACGCACGCACACACGCACGCACGCGCGCGCACGUACGCGCGCGCACGCACGCAGGAUUGCUCACAUGCCCACACACAGCACCUACCUUCACAAAUACACCCUCACAUGCUUUUGUGUGCACACUCACAUGCACCCACACUCUUACACACUCACUCUCACCGCCAGCCCCUUUAGUUACUGUAUUGCAUUUACUUCCGUUAAAGAGUCACUUAGUCCUAAGUCUGCAUGAGUAACGUGCUUUCCCCAGUGUCUUAGGUGUCUUAGGAGAGAUAUGACUCACACGAGAGGCUUAUAAAGGUCUUUCACAUUGCUACUCAUCUCAUAGCUGCUAUCACAGCCACAAGAAAAUGCCACUCUAGUGUGGUGGACAAAGAGAACGAGAGACAGCCACCUGUCUGUCAUCUUCCCACUGGUCACGAGUGAGCAGAGCCCUGCGAGCUCCACCCAGCCAAGCCUGUCCUAAUUGCAUACUUACAGGUGCACGAGCCAAAGAAAUGCUAGUAGCUGCUUCCGGCUGCUAGCUUCAGGGCAGUUCGUCCUGUAGGAUUAGUGUGACAACAAACUGCUGACAUCACCAGCUGCAAUUACCGUCUGGGAUGAAGCUUGAGAAGUGGCCUGAGAAGUGACAACGCUCUUUUCAUCAUUACUGCCGUCCUUCUCCCUUUUGAUCACAUAGAGUGUAAGCGAAGCGUGUAUGUGCGUGUUGGGAUCCAGCGGGCAUCAACUGCUUAAAUGAUGGUUAAGAACCAUGGCCUGGGACUGGAGGGAGAGCUCAAUCAAUGAAGUGGUCACCACACAAGCAUGGUUCCCGCCACCCAUGUCAAAAGCCAGGAGCAAGUGGCAUGCACUUGUCUUCCAAAUGCUGAGGGGGCAGAGCUGGGGACAAUUCUGGGGCUCUGUGACAAGCUGGCUUUGCCGAAUCGGCAGCCUCUACGUUCAGUAAGAAACUCGGCCUCAAAAAAUAAGGUGAAGACAGUUAAUGUGGAUCUCUGGUCUCCAUGUUUACACACCACACACACACACACACACACACACACACAGAAAGAGAGAGAGAGAGAGAGAAUGUGUAGUGUGUGUGAGAGAGAGAAUGUGACAGACAGACAGAAUUGUGACUGUGACCUGAAAAGUCCUAGUCAUCCCUGCUGGGCUGUGUCUCCUGUGCAGUUUGGCAUCUAUGACAGUUCUACCCAUGUUGCAUGAGGAAUUUGCUGAAUGCUGCUGCCAGUUUGUCUGACCUACUCUGGUCAUCCUGGUGAGAUGGUUCAGAGCUGGUAAGGGCAGACAAAACAUACUCGUUUCCUGUCCUGCUGCUAGAAAUUGUCACAGACUUGGAGCUUCAGAUGACAUAAGUGUCACUGUGGGGAUGCAUAGAUCAGAGAUCUGAUGGGGAUUAUGGGCUGAAAUCAGGGUGUAAGGACAGAAGCUUCUCGUUCUGGGGGCCAUAGGGCCAAUCUAUUUCUUAGACAUUUUCAGCUUCCAAGGGUUGCCCACCUACCUCAAGCCAUGAUCCUGCUGUGGUCUUAAUAUGUGUGUCCCUUUCCCAUAAUUCAUAUACUGAAGUCCUAAUACCCAAUGUGGUGGAAUUAAUAAUUAUGAUUAUACCAUGAGUGCCCCUAUCAUGAAUGAGAUCAGUAACCUCAUAAAGAGUCUCCAGAGAACUCCUCUGUCCCUUCCACAGAUGUAAAUGAGGUACGAAGACACCAUCUCUGAAGGGGUUACAAGUCCUUUAGACUCCCCAACCUCCAGAAUAGAAAAUAAUGAAUUUCUAUUGUCUACAGAUUUCCUGGUCUAAGGUAUCUUGUUAUGUCACACAGACCAAAAUAAAAUAAAAUAAAAUAAAGGCUUCCUUCUUUCAUCUUCAAAGCCAGCAAAGUGGCAUCUCUCUGAAUAAUCUCACAGCUCUCUAGUGUAUGUAUGUACGUGUGUAUAUGUAUGUGUGUGUAUUUGUACAUGUAUGUGUUUAUAGAUGUAUCUGUGUUUAAGUAUGCGUGUGCAUGUAUGUUGUACGUGUGCAUAUAUAUAUGGUGUACUUGUGUACGUUCAGGUAUGAAUAUAUAAGUGUGUACAUGUGUGUUGUAAGUGUGCAUGUAUGUGUGUACACAUGUAUGUGUGUAUAUGUAUAUGCACAUGUGUGAGUGUGCUUGAGUAUGUAUGUACAUGUAUAUUUAUAUAUGCAUGUGUAUGUAUAAGUAUGUAUGAGUGGGGAGUAUGUGUAUGUAUGUGUGGGCAUGUGUGUGCAUUCUUGUUUAUUGCACAUAUAUAUGUUUUACCAUGUGCAUGAAAGCCAGAGGUCAACCUUGUGUAUGGUUCCUCAUGAGCCAUUACUUGGUCCUUUUUGCGACUGGCCUAUAACUUACCAAGUAGGCUAGACUGGCUAGCCAGUGAGCCCCAGAGAUCUGUUAGUGAUGUGUUGGUCUCCCCUCCCUUCCAUGGCCUGCUGGGAUUAAAAGUAACACCACCAUACCCAGCAUUUUUAUAUAUGGGUUCUGGGGAAUCCAACUCAAGGCUUGCACAACAAAGCACUUUCCUGACGGAGCCAUCCCCCCAGCCCUGAAAUCAGCAAAGUCACUUUACUGCUAAGGCAUUGCGUGAUUAGAUCUGGCUCAUCGGGAUAACCCAGUAUACCAGAACUAUCUCAAGGUCGUUAAUGUUAAUUACAUUUGAAAAGUCUCUUUUGCAUGUUCAAGUUCCAUCGACUAUGGUGAGACGUCUUCAUGAGAACCCUGUGUUGCCCCAAAGGGUCGUGCACGUUUCCUUUCUUCUUAGGCUCCCCCUUCCUCCAUCCACUCCAGCGAAGAGGCUACGGCUCCACAACUCCACUGUGUGUAAAACCUCAGUGUUUAGCUCAGCAGAAAGAAGUUCUACACGCUCCCCAAAACAGAUCUCGUAGCAGAGCUGCAUUUGAAUAUGUUGAAAGUAAGCUGUUUUGGACCCCUAUGAAAUCAAGUUCUUGUUAGCUGCAGACAAGUUCCUGAUUAAAAUGGUCCAGAGGGUGUGUCCCCAACACGCACUGCUUACUCAUCUCUCUCGGUGGAAGCGAGGAUCCUGGAGGAGAAACGGAUUUAUUUUAUGGGGGAUUCACAGCCACAGAAAUUGCUUCAUGCAAAUGAAGCUAGGCAGUGUGACUUCAUGAAUAAGAAAUGAACUGACGCCUCUUCCCCCCACAGGCAAUGUCGCACACUGGGAAAUUAAUUGUGGCAUGCUUUGGGUGGCCCUGGCUGCUCUGUAUAGGGAUUCAGCAGACAAAAAAAAAAAAAAGAUGCUUUCCUUCACCAAAUUGCACAGGAGACGUUUAUGUCCUUCUUAGCUUCUCUGUGUGUUAUAAGUGAACCGUGGGUUGCUCUCCCUUCUCCCAGGAGCUUCUGGGGCCUUUCGAGACUGAAGAGUCUACUGCAGAAGCCACAUGUAGCACUGAGCCUCACAUUGAGAGUACGGCCUCAGUACCUACAAUGCCUGGGUUCAAAUCUCUGUUUCUCCUCCCUAGCUAUGUGGCUUUAAACAUAUUCUUACUCAACCCCCACCUCUGUUUCCUUUCUUAUAAAUUAGAUUCCAGUAUAGCAUCUACUUUGUGAGGUUGCUAUGAGGGUUGAAUAUGACCAUGAAAUGCUUAGGAUAGAGCCCAAGAGUUCUGCUGACCCCCGGAUACUACUGGAAGGGCCAGCUCACAUCACUGAAGUUAAAAUUAAAAUAGGGCUAGGAAGCCCAAGAGAUAGAGCAUGUUUCUAGCAUGCAGCAGGGCCUGGGUUCCAGCCUCAAUACCACACAACAGGGGUGUAGCAGUCUGUCUGUAAUGCCAGUACUCCUGAGACAGAGGCAGGAGAAUCAGCAACUCAGGGUCAUCCUCAGCUACAUAGUGAAUCCAAGGCAGCCUGGGCUACGUGAAACCCUGCCCCGCCCCCUGAAAAUAAUCAAGACUAAUAGUUACCUCUCUUUGCUGAUGAUUACAAGUUUUCACAGUGUUGAAAGGGAAAAAGAAGAAGACUAAAACUAAGUCUUGGGUCCCUGCCCCACUGCCCAGCUAUCUGGACAAGUCAUUUCCCUUGUUUUAUUUUCUUCCUUGUUUUAAUGAUUUCCUUGUCUGUUGUAAAUGAUAACAGUUGCUAAAUGGCAAGGUUAUUACGUAAGAAGGAGGUAUUCGGGCUGGAGAGAUGGCUCAGCGGUUAAGAGCACCCGACUACUCUUCCAGAGGUCCUGAGUUCAAUUCCCAGCAACCACAUGGUGCCUCACAACCAUCUGUAAAGAGAUCUGAUGCCCUCUUCUGGUGUAUCUGAAGACAGGUACAGUGUACUUAUAUAUAAUAAACGAAUAAAUCUUUAAAAAAAGGAGGUAUUCUCAGAAUAUUGUAGCUUAAAAUAAUCCCCAGUUUUGAGUAAAGAGAUAGCUUAGUAAUGUAUACUGCUAGUACAGAGGACCUAGGGUCCAUAUAGUACCCACAUUGAGCAAUUUUAAAUUGAAAUCCCAGCUCCAGGGCAUCUGUUGCCCUCUUCAGGCCUCUGUGGACACCUGCACUCAUGCACAUACUGCAAACACACACACACACACACACACACACACACACAGAGAGAGAGAGAGAGAGAGAGAGAGAGAGAGAGAGAGACAUAAACACACACGGACACACACAGACAUACACACACAGACGUAGAUACACACAGACAUAGACACACACACACAUAGACACACACAUAGACACACACACAUAGACAGAGACACACACACAGAGAGACAGAGACAUAAACACACACAGACACACACACAGACACACACACAGACAAACACACACACACACACACACACACAUAGACACAAACACACACAUAACUUUAUUGUAAUGCUCAGACAGGAGUUCAAGCCCAAGCAAGGCUCGGUGGAAUGAAUGCUAGGCAUUGCCUAAAGUCAGUCAUGAAAUUCAAUUGGUGGUAAGCUAUGACGUGCUCAUAUACGUUUCCUUGGCCCCUGAUGGUGACAUGUAAGAGCUGUCAUAGGUUUGAUCCUGUUACAUAAUAGAAACAUGGAGCCUACCUGCCAAGGGUCCCAAGCUGUAGAAGAGCGAUAAACGGAAUGCUCCUUCAAGAGCUCUAGAAAGAUGGAACCCCUGCCCUGCACUUCCUGUCUAAGCAUCUUCACGUCCUAAGGAAUCCCUCCUUUCACAGGGUCCAAAGCGAAAAGCUGAGCUAUGUCAUCUGCGAGUUAUCCUGACGGAUAAAAGUUCUUGAAGUUUGGGGGUGGACCUUUUAGGUUUUAUUGUCUUUACCCAAAGGUUGGGAAAGAAGAGUGAAUAAGCAAUGCUUUGUGACCACCUGAUCACGGUAUGGAGCUGAGCAGAAACCUGUCUUUAUGGGUAGUCCUUCCCUCCAAUAUGGAAGAAGGGGGAAGCGAACCAACCUUUUAGCAACUACUCAGUGUGGAGUAGGCUAAGCAUCUUGUGCACAUGGUCUCAUUAGAUCCCCAGGCCUGUCUUGAGAGAUACAGUGUUUCUCCAAUUUCUUAAAUAGGUAGCCAAGGUUUGAAAGGGCUAAGUUGCUUGCCCUAGUCUGUAGGUCAAACAUGGCAAAGUUCAAGAUUCAUAUCUGUCUGUCUAGUCUCAAACUCAACAUCUGGCUGGUUCCCACUCUAGCUUCCCUGCCGGGCAUACACUAGGCCAACCGGGCCUCCUUGGGUUGCAGCUGUAAAGCAUGUUAGGACAGACUAGGCAACUAGGGACAUUCUGUGGAAGGAUACUGAGUUAGCACAUAAAGAAACCAUUAUUUCAGUUGGGCAGAACAGUCACUGACUUGGGAACAGAAAGCCAACAGCAUGCUAGAACUUGCCCUGGGAUCUUCCUGUCUACUCCUCUCUGUGUGGUGGUGGGCCUUUUUCAUACCGAAGAUAACUUUGUAAACUUAACAGAAACUGUGGAAUCACCCACCCCCAAGAUUUCUUAGUCUUGCAUAAACUGGGUUUGGGGAGUGGUGGUAAUAGGAGGACAACUGACUGGAUGUCAUGAAGUAUGCUGGGCUUAAGUCAAGCACAGCAACAGCCUGGAUGGAUGAGUAAAGUGUUGGAAGUUGGCCCAGAGCCUCUAAAGAGGUUCUUCAGUUUUGUAUCUGAUGUACUGGGUGACCUUACACAAGUGACUGGACUUCAUUAUCUCCAGCUGUGAAAUAAGGUCAAUUGUACCUGUCCAUCAUCAUCCAUACUGGAAACAAGAUCAGUUCCAAUAGAGUGCAGAGUCUUGUGCCUCGAAGGGAGAGUUCACACUUGAUUCUGGUGACAUUGGCAUAACUGUAUUUCAUCUUCCAUCGGAAACAUCUUAGUGACUUUUCUCAUGACUCUAACAAAACACAGGACAAAAAAAGAUUUAAGGAAGAAAGAGUUCAUUUGGGCUCAGAAUAUAAGAAGGGAUACAUGUCCACCAUGACAGGUGAGGUAGGCUGGUUACAUUGUAUCCGUAAUCAGCAGCCAGGAAGUUGGACUGGGCUGUACAUCCUCAGGUCUCUCCCCCAGAGACCAACUUCCUCCAGCAAGGUUCCACCUCCUAGAGGUUCCACAAUCAUCCAAAACAAUGCCCCCAGCUGGGUACCAAGUGUUGAAACAGGAGAACCUGUGGAAGACCACAACCGGAAAGAACAUCGAGUUUUGACAAUGUGGAGCUCUUGAGUUGGAACACUGGGUGACUUAGUAGAGCUCAGAGGGAGAAAAAAAAAAAGGUGAUGUAGACCAGGAGUAGAGGCAUACAUAUCCCUCCAUUGUCCCUUCUCACCCAGGACUGUCCACGAACUGUGGGGACACACUACAAGGUGGACAAGCAAAACUUCCUGUUCAAACAGCAUUCAGAAUUUCAGGAUGGCUCCAGGAAGAACUAAGUCCAGCCUUUCCUAGCACAAGGCCCAGGUGAACACUGGCACAGGUCACAUGUCUGCAAGGCUGGCCUGGCUCCUCAGUGGCUCACUGACACAGAGAAGUACUUGAAGCCAGUGUGGGAUAAUCUCUCUGUGAUGCACUCUUCCUUCCUGGUACCAGUUUACUGAUGUCUUUGACACAUCCAAUAAGGAACAGGGAUUUUUGAACCCCAGAAACUCAUCAACAAGAAGUCUAUGGAUGUAUAAUAUUGCAGUUAAGUGUACCUAUCGAGCCUGUGUGUAUAUAUAAAUGUUUCCUGUUGACUGGAGUCUGUAGUUACUGGAGUGUUGCCAUGGAGAUUGGCAGGGCCAGCUGUUGUCUCAUUUCCCCCCAAAGAAUUGUAUGCUAAUGAAGCUCCCCUGGAGAGUUCUCCAGGGGCAAGACAAGCUAUUGAGAAGUCUGCAAACCAACUGCAGGUAGUGGAUGCCAAGCUCCUGUUUGCGGUUAAUAACAUGGUUUUAGGGGAUUCUGCUGGGAAGCAGCUAAUUGGGGAUAGGAAUCUAGAGGGAGGCUGCUUCAAGAGAGCAAAGUUGAAUCCUCUCUCAGUCACUGAAUAGCUGUGCUGUUGAAUUCCUGAGAGCCCAUUUCCUCAUUUAGAAAAUGGGAAUAUGUCUGUCAGAUUCAUGGGAGCUUAGGCAUGAAGUGUAUGGAAGGCUUGGCUCAGUUUCUAGACCAGACCUGUGGGUAUAACAAUGUCAUGAUACUGCCAAUAUUAAAGAAAUGAGCUUGAUUAAGCUCGUAGGCUUCACCUGGAGACCUAUGUACAAACACAUUGGCUCAUCUAGUCCUCAGAACAAACCCACCAGUGAGGAAACUGCCGUCCUCGUUUUAUAAACAGGACACAGAGUGUUUGAGAGACUCGCCUGAGGUCACCCAGCUAGUGAUAGCACUGUCUGGAUUCUAAAUAAAGGAGUCUGUCUCUGGAGCUCUUAACUGUCAUGCCCAGAGCUUCUGGGGGCGGGGGAAGAUUAAUGGUGACAUGGAGGCUAAGAGAUACAGAGUCUUCUGGUCUUCCCUUUGACUCUGGAAGUUCCAUCCAUGAUGAGACAACCAGCAGACUCCGCCCCCAGGAGGCGGGGCAGGCUGGAGGGGCAGGUGUUAAAAUAGGCUAUACUGGUGGGGCUGUGCAAGGGUCAGGGGUUCCGUUAAAGCCCAUCCCACUGACUCCUCUGGAGCUGCAAUAACUCCGACCUUUGUCUGAUCUGAAGGCUAGAUCUCCAUACAGGAUAAUUUGGGAGGAGGGUCUGCAUGCACAGCCCGACUCUUUGCUACUCACUGCAGGGUACUUCCUCCCAGGGCUCUGGGGCCCCCCACCUUGUCCCCCUGCAAACUAAACAACUACAGGCACUAAGCAGAGGUGCAAACCAGCCCCUUCCACUGCUGCCAAUGCAGUGCACUUCCUGUGGUCUGACAAGCAGCUUGGGCCUUUGCAAAUGUCACCCGGGCUGCACUCCCCUUCCCUCACUCUGGGCUCCAUGCAUCACUGGUGAAAUUCUCCAUCCUUCUGUGGGACUGUAAAUAGUCCUCAUUCAGGGAAGUCAUCCUGAUCACCCCAUCCCAGGUGUUAAGCCCACCUGUUAUCAACUUGUACCUAACUGCUGGUCCAGUCACUUGCUAGGAUUUGCAUUAGCCAGUUGUGAAGACAGUGAUUGGCUCGGAUCAGUCUUUGCUCACGAAUGUUUUAUUCACUCUCGAAUCGACAAACGCCUCCAACAACGGCUGGCCACAUUUGUUGAAUACGUGAAUAAGUGAGUGAGGUCCUACACAGCCCCACCCUGUGCAACAGGAAUCCGGACCCUCUGUGGCCCUUCCAGCCUCUUCGGUGUUCAGUGGGGGGUCUGUGGUCCCACUAAGUGUUCAGGAGAGCGCCAACACCUAGGCUGGGGGUGAUCAGGAUGACUUCCCUGAAUAAGGGGUAUUCACAGACGAAUGGAGACUUUCACCAGUGAUGCACGGAGCUGAGAGUGAGGGGUGGGGAGAGCAGCCCACAUGGCAGUGUGCAGAGGAUGCAGGGAAAGGACAGCCACUGUGUCUCAGGGCCAGGAUCUCACAUGAAGUUCUCCAUGAAGGGCCAAGAGUCGGGGUGGAUGUUAAUGCCGGUCUGAUCCUUACUGCGGGUUUCCCAGUUUCUUCUGUCAAAUGAGGAUAGGAUAGGGGCAAGUGAGUCAGACAACCCUGAAAGUCACUUCCAACCUGGUCAUUCUCUUCCUGAGGUCUGGACUCCUGCUGCCCAUGUGUACAUCUGCGUGCCUGAGUGCUUGCUAGUGCUCAGCAUCCUCUUGGAUGAAGGAGAACUGUGUCAUUAGCUGAGGCUGCAGCUUCAAUCUCCUAGAUGAAGUAGCCGCCCUUGGGGAAUAGAAAUAUCAAGGAGUUUGGGCUCAGAUGUCCUGUCCCAUGUACCCCGGGGGUGGGGGACGCCGCACCAUCUUGCUCAGCCCCUGUGCUGCUCCACAGUAAAGAUCAAGGAGGAGCUGUAUGCAAAUGCAGUUUCUAGAUGGCUGAGCCAGGCUGUUCCCAGGGCUGGCUGGGAUAUUUAUUCAACUCACUGUCACCAGAUGCUUUUCCAAGGCAAAGGCAGGGACUGUGAUAAAUGGUAACAGCAGCCACGGGCGAGGUGGGAGAUGAUCAGCCGCCCCACCUCCCUUCCCUGGUUCUUCCUAUUUUAUCUGUGAUUCCCCUGAAGCCUUGGAACCACUGCUCCUAAAACUCAAAGGAAGGAAUGGAAUUCUAUUCCCCGGCACCAGGCAAUGGGGUCACCGACGUUCGCUGGGGUUACUUUAAUCUUGCCUUAAACAUUCAACAAGAAAGAAAUGUGGUAAGCUGGGCCUUGCGGGCAGAGAAUCACCCUGGGGACUGGGUCUCCGGGUCUUCACUCAUCUCUGGUCUCACCCUUCUCCUGAACAUUUGCAUUCUACAGGAGGAGAUGGGGGGAUUUCACUUUUUCAAAAGGGAAAACAAAAAAGAAGUGGGUAUGCUGUGCUGGAAAUGGAGCCCAGGGUUUUGCUUGCAUUCGGCAAGCAUCCUACCUCUGAGACAACGGGUCCAGCUCUCAAGUCUUUAACUUCUGCAGUUGCAAUCUGUUACCACGAAGAAAGCAGGGGGCUACUUUGUAAGUCUGGGAGAUAACAGAACGGGAAGCAGACAAGGGGGAAAGCAGAAGGAAGAAGAGCAGCAGUGGUCUGGGACUGCGAAGGUUCCUGGAAAGCUGCUCAGCCUGGUUCUGAACCCCUUCCCCCCAGUGGGUCUAUGGUUCUGAUUUCCCCCCCUCCCCAGGCACUGAUCAGAGCUGGAACUCAUUACUCCUUGGCUACACCAUGAACUUGACAUUCUUUUAUGUUUAUUUUUAGCAUGAGGAAACUGAGGAACAGAGAGGCGGUGGAACCUCUCUGCCAACACAGUGCUCUUCGCCGAAGCUUUUUGCCUCUCUCUGACAAUACAUAAUAUUUUUUUCAGGGCAUGGUGGCACGCACCUGUGACUCUAGCACUGGGGAGAUGGUAGCGGGAAAAUCAGAAUUUCAAGGCCAUACUCGAUCACACAAUGAAUUUGAAGCCAGCCAAGAAUCCAUGUGACCUUGUCUCAAAGUAGUAAUGACUGGAUCAGCAGGAUGACUUGGGGUAGCUGAGGCAUUGUUGUUCAUCCCAGGCCUUGACUCAGGUAGUUCCAGUUCUGUCUUCCCAUUGUAAAUUGUGCAAGGGGAGAAACUGGUGAACAGGAGGGUGGACCGUGGCAAUGAAGGUGGCGUAACAGAGCCAGGCCCUCACUGAGGACAGUCCCCACCCACUGCUUAUCCCAGGAGAGUCCAGACAACAGAGAGUACAUCAUGUGGUGGAGGUCAUUGGAUGACGUCGUGCCCAGCCCAGGGUCAAUUGGUUGGUUUGCCCUUUUGUUGGGAACUGUGGGGAGGGUCACUCCUCUCUGGAGAUUUAUGGUGGUUCUCUUCGGCUCUGGAGCUAGGCAUCCAUGGCAAGACAUUGAGGGCAGAGCUGAGCAGAAGGAGGGCUUAGGGUCAGUACGGUAGGAAAAUGAGCUUUUCACUGUUCGGUGUGUUUCAAAGAACUGGGGUUCUAAGUAGGUUAGGUGCACAUGGCUCUGUGUUGGCAGUGAGUUCACACAUCUAUCUCAGCAGAGCCCCAUGCAAGGAUAGGAGGAGGACUUCCUGGAGGGAUCUUAGUGUGUACCUGAGGAAUAGGUCCACAAGGGUUUAGAGACCUGUUAAGGUCCCACAGCAAGGAACUGGCAAAACCACCCUGAUCCUGGCCUCUAUGUCUGUGGAUACUGUCUGUCUAGAGGUGUCACCAGAGAAUAAACAGGACACUGGGAGCAGGGGAGGAUGGGAUUGGUAUAGAUAAGGAGUCAGCAAUGCUGUGGACCUGUGUCCUCAUCCAACUUCCCAGACAUCCAGCUGCACCAUGGUCCCCAUGGACAGGUCCUAGGGUGCUGAAACCAGACUCUAGGAAUGCUGUGAAAGCCCAGCAGCCCAGCCUCUUGAAACAGAGAGGAGAUAUGCCAAGGUGCCUAGAUUUGGGAGGCAGAGAGGAAUAAAAGCUUGUGAUUACUCAGGGUACAGAUUUAGGGGAGAGACGGUAACAAAUAUAUUCUAAAAUUGAUCGUGGCGAUGUCUGCAGACUGAAAAUAAAAAUAACAUUGAAUCAUAUACCUUACACAGAAAGGCCUGAGACUUGGGCAGCAUAAAGUUGAUAGAUGGUAUUGGUGUCAAUGCAGGGUGGCCCUGGGAGGACCGCUGCUGAGCAGUGAGAAUCUGACCCUCCUGCUUUCUAGUUGAUAGGGCCUCAAGAAGUAGGCACUCUUUCCUGCUCAACAAGGAAUAUUGCUGUUCCUUGCCACUUCUGUGCAGGCCUGGCAUGUGGCACCAGAGAGAAACGUACCUCCCUCUGCCCUCUGUCACUCAGCUCUGGGUUCUCCAAUGCUGAGUCCCCCUGGUCGCCCUCACCACUAUGGAUCCUCUAGAGCUGUGCAGUCCCUUCCUAACCUCAAGCCCUGCCAUCUGGCCAGACACCAGCCUUUGAUUCUGACCCAGGGUGCUUUGCACAUUAAGCCCAGACUGAAAAACAAAAUCUGGUCCAAAGACCCCUUGCCAAGUAAGAAUGGACGUAGCCAGUAACAGCAUAUUCUGGAGUCUGUAGCCAGGACUGUGCACACCGCCCUCCGGGGUCUCUGCCUAAUUAAUGCCUUUUGAACCCUAGCCCAGUCAAUGACAUUGCAUCACCUGGGCAGAUUCCAAGAGAAAUAGACAAACUGUUCUCCUCUCUUUCACCAAGCCACUCUGCUCCCUGGAGAUAUCUGUCCCCAUGAAGUUUGACUGGGAGACAGAGAUAGUACCCCUCCCAAGGGAUGGAGAGGGAAGGGUGUCUGGUCUGCUAGGAGGGGUCCAUGGGCUCCAGGGAAAAUAGCCUAGUCUACUGCUCAAUGUUCGUGAAACCAUAGCAGACAGCUUUCUCCCAAAGGCUGAAACAAGAAGUCUGAGACUGGAAUGUGCUGUCCCGGGAGAAGACACUGGGAAGUGGGUACAGUGGGAGCUACAGAGAAACCUACCCUGAGUAGCCCAGUGGCUACAUACAGAGAGCAGAGAGGAGAAGGGAGGGAAAGGGAUAGCAUCCAGGCCUACAGGAAGCUAAAAUCACCAGUCAAGUACCUAGACUCACACUUGACUUUAGGAAGCCUGACUAGCUCAGAUCAGGUAACACAGCCCAUUUGAAUUGACAAGCAGUUCCAAGAUAGGUUCAAGCAACUCUUAUAUUUCACCUUUGGCCAGGAAACAAGCCGCAAAGCAUGCUGGACACGCCUGGGCCUCCCGUUUGUCCAUGCCGAAGAUUGUUAGCCACUUGUGUGCCUUGGGACCAAUGCCUGACCCCCGCCCCCGGUCCUUCAUCAGCUGCCACCAAACUUCUGUCAUACCACAAAGCUCAGUAACCAGAUGCAGGUGCCAUGACCCCAGAACUGUGUCACCUACUAAGUGGGGACAGCCUGGAGCCCAUGAAAAGUGAAAAAGUCCCUUUAGUUACCUUGUAAUAGGUGACAGCUUUGCUUGAAAAUCCAGAGUGCGGAAAGAGCCAUAAAUAGUUCUGCUCACACUGCCACCUGGGCGGGGGGCCAGAGAGGUGGGGUGCCAGGCCUCGUGGUUUCUGAGGGUGCUUUUUAUAGAUAGUACACGACAAGUGUGCUAAUCAGGCACCUUGAUCUGAAAGGUGAGACUUGGUUCUGCUGCAUCAACGACACAGUUGUCAUUACCGCUGACUUGCUUCGUGACUUUCACGCCUCUCUCCGUUCUGUCCUGUCAUCCAUGGUGUGUUCUAUCAGGAGUGUUAUCCAACAGAAGAGGCUGAGACCAAAGAGGGCCCGAGAGCCAGCGAAGUGUGUGACAGCCCGAGUCCCGUCAGGAUGAACCAGAGAGGGUCUUAGAGCCAGCGAAGUGUGUGACGCCUGGAGUCAUGUCAGAAAGUUUAUUUAUGUGGAGAGCUUAUGUCCCUGGGGAAGGUCUGAUUGCUAAGUCAAAUCCCAGGGUGGUGGCACCCUGGGUGGUAGCCAUGCUGCUCUCCUUAUCCCCUCCCCUACAGAGUCUCUACAGGUGAGACAAGCUGGGGCUAUGACCCUGAGGAGGAACCUUGUGAAUGCAAACAGUCACCCAUGGGCCAGUUAGUGCACAGAGACACCGGAUACAAAUGGAUUUACAACAUUAUUUAGGAGGGCUGAGAUUUUUUUCUCUCUCUCUCUCCCAUCAACUAAUGUGGGUUUAAUUGUGUGUCCCAAGAGGUAACUCGAGGUCCUAAUUCCUGUUGCUUCAGACUUGAUCUCACUUGAAACGGGUGUCACAACUGUUCUCAUUAAAAACCGGGCUACUUUACAGGAGAGCCAGCCCUUACCAGCUGCCAUCGGUGUCUGUGUGACAAGGAGGUGGAGGCUGGCCUGCUACUGCUGUAAACCGAGCAGUAUCAAGGAUGGCUGAAGUUAGGACAAGGCAAAGGAGGAUCCACCCAGUACCUCCUCCAAGUGGCCACCUUAGCUUCGAACCGCUGGCCCCUCCUAUUUGUUACAAGACAGCCACCGCUGCUCUUAGCCACCAGCAUGUGGCACUUGAUUUGGUUUCAGAAACCAGCACAAGUCUCUCCCUAGUCUCAGCUGGCCUAUAUUUUUCCUGAAAAUACUGUGACCAUCACACAGCCUGGCACCGGAUUCUGGAAGUUAUCGGGUCUGGCUCUGCACUAGUCCACCCUGAGUUUACCUUCUGAGCACCUGGAGCAAGACAACUGUAAUGUCUCCAUUUUCAACGGUGCAGUGAGACCUCAGCCGUACACCAACACACCCUUCGCCUACAGCUUAGCCAGCGUUUUCUCAUCGCACUCUUAACAGCUGAUAGCUCUCUAAUGCCCCUUUCCUCUGGGUUUGCUCUUACAGACAUCAUACGGAGCAAUUUCCAUUGCAGCUCCCAUGGAUAGGAGACCCUAAGCUCUGUCAUCCCACCGAGAAGAUGAUGGCAUGGUCAGAGUGCACCUUCCCUGUGGCUGAGGGAUGCCACUCACUCCCUUUGUCUUUGAGACCUUGCGUUUGUCACAUUGCCCCCAGAACAUGCCCCUCAGUUCUGUAUGUCCCACCUCACAAGGAGUCAAAGGGCUUAAAGGGUUCUGGGUAGCAGGCUGGGCUACCGGACAAAUUCCUAUUUCCUGGGCUGGUUCUCUGCAUAAACAUGAUCCAGGUUUUAGGGAAAUCUCUUGUCUCCAGCAGCUACCCCUCCUGUGAGGGAUCAGCUUUGAUAACAGAUUAGCCUCUAGAGCACAUCAUUCAUCUGGCCAUUCCAGUUCUGUUCCUAUAGUUAAUGUUCUGUGACUUUGCAACCCAUGCUGGGUGUUGAGGAUGCACAGGGAGUGAAAAGCAAAGCAUUCCUGCUCUCCAAGAGCUUAAAGAACUCACUCAGGCUGCCGGGGAAGCCAGGCAAAGAACAACACAAAGGGUGUUAAGUGCCCUGAGAGGGGACCUCAGGCAAGCUGGCAGAAUGCAAGCUCACACACAUGCCAGGGGGCACUGCACACAUGCUCACCCUAAGCCUUGGGAGGAAGACCUGCUAUCACCCCACAUGGCUAAGGCCAUGCAAGGCACCAUGGGAAGCUGUGCAGUGAUGAGCUGCCCAGAUCCCCUACACUAACACUGCUGUACUUUCUGCCCUUAUCGUUCCUGUGCUAGGGACUCACAGCUUCUAGUGACUCAACUCAACCUCUCACAUGCUCUGCCCAACCGCUCUUCACAUUCCAUGGCUCUCCAGCUGUCACCCCAGGUGGAUGACUUCACCUCUGUGCUGCAGGGCUAGUCUUGAGAUGCUCCCCUGACCCAUCUCUUUCUGAUCAAACCUCAUGGCUCUGGUCUGCAUUUGGAGUACACCAGCAUGCCUUUCAAAUCCUGGUCUGGUCUGUCUUAGAGUAGGGUGUGUGUGUGUGCGUGUGUGUGUAUGUGUUUGUGUGUGUGUCUCUGUGUGUGUGUGUCUGUGUAUGUGUGUGUCUGUGUAUGUGUGUGUCUGUGUGUGUGUGUCUGUGUAUGUGUGUGUCUGUAUGUAUGUUUAUGUGUAUGUUUAUGUGUAUGUCUGUGUGUGUCUGUGUGUUUGUGUGUAUGUUUGUGUGUGUGUGUAUGUAUGUGUGUGUGUGUCUGUGUGUGUGUCUGUGUGUGUCUGUGUAUGUGUGUGUCUGUGUGUGUGUUUGUGUGUAUGUUUGUGUGUGUCUCUGUGUGUGUUUGUGUGUAUGUAUGUGUGUGUGUGUCUGUGUCUGUGUGUGUGUCUCUGUGUGUGUUUGUGUGUAUGUUUGUGUGUGUGUGUCUGUGUGUGUGUCUGUGUCUGUGUGUGUCUGUGUGUGUGUUUGUGUGUGUGUUUGUGUGUGUCUCUGUGUAUGUGUGUGUGUCUGUGUAUGUGUGUGUGUCUGUGUGUGUGUCUGUGUGUGUUUGUGUGUAUGUUUGUGUGUGUGUCUCUGUGUGUGUUUGUGUGUAUGUAUGUGUCUGUGUGUGUUUGUGUGUAUGUUUGUGUGUGUGUCUCUGUGUGUGUUUGUGUGUAUGUAUGUGUGUGUGUGUCUGUGUGUGUGUAUCUGUGUGUGUGUCUGUGUGUGUGUGUGUGUCUGUGUGUGUGUCUGUGUGUGUUUGUGUGUAUGUUUGUGUGUGUGUCUGUGUGUGUGUUUGUGUGUAUGUAUGUGUGUGUGUCUGUGUGUGUGUGUAUCUGUGUGUGUGUGUCUGUGUGUGUGUUUGUGUGUAUGUUUGUGUGUGUCUCUGUGUGUGUUUGUGUGUAUGUAUGUGUGUGUGUUUGUGUGUGUGUGUCUGUGUGUGUCUGUGUGUGCAUGUGUCUCUGUGUGUGUGUAUCUGUGUGUAUGUGUGUGUGUUUCUGUGUGUAUGGGUGUGUCUGUGCCUGUGUGUGUGUCUCUGUGUGUGUGUGUUUGUGUAUGUGUUUGUGUGUGUGUGUUUGUGUGUAUGUUUAUGUGUAUGUAUGUGUGUGUCUCUGUGUGUGUGUGUUUGUGUGUAUGUUUAUGUGUAUGUAUGUGCGUGUGUGUGUGUGUAUCUGUGUGUGUGUGUGUGUGUGUGUGUGUGUGUGUGUGUGUGUGUGUGUGUGAAUGUCUGCAGUUGUGGCAGAUACCCAUCUUCCCGCUUGGUUGGGCAUUUCCUUCACAGCAGUUAUUUUUUUUUUUUUUCGGAGCUGGGGACCGAACCCAGGGCCUUGCGCUUGCUAGGCAAGCGCUCUACCACUGAGCUAAAUCCCCAACCCCCUUCACAGCAGUUAUUAAUCUUGUAAGUCCCUCAUUUGUUUGAUCUUUCAACAAACAUUUAGUGAUUUAACAUUCCUCUCCUGACAAAACGGUACAUUUGAUGAAAUCAGAAGUCAUGCCUGACUUGCCCACCUGUGUACUUUUCGAAAGAAACAGGAGAAUAAAUACUGUUUUAAUCACCAUAAUGACAAUGGACUGGAUGUUUGCACUCCGCACCAAAUUAACACAUUCAGAUCCUAACUCCCAACCUUUUCCCAAGGAGAUAAGGCAAUGAAAAGACUCUAGAGCAUUUCCCAACUCUUCCAUGAAAACUCAGUAGAGAGAUCAAUCUGUAAGGCAGCCCCAGAACCUGCCGGUGGCAACAACCCCACUCUGGGACUUCAGCCUCUAGAACUGUGGGAAUAAUUCCAGCAUCCAGGAGGUUCCCCUGGCUGUUCCUAUCCUGCAGACCAUCAGCCCAGCGUACACAUGCUCCAUGGGCUCCUCCCGUCUUACAUCAGCAGACCUGGUCCUGGGGCUGCAGUCUGUUGACUCAGAAAUGACCAGGCCCAGAAAAGAACCUUCGGAAGCACAUGGACCCACAGAGGAUCAAGUUAGCUGUGUGGGCACCAGAGGCCUGACGAGUCAGGGAGACAUAAGGCCCCCGGGGGAUGCUGAUGCUGAAGUCUGGGAUGCACACUGGGCCAUCAGCUGCCCCACAAGCCUGCCCUUGGGGUUGUAUUUAUUUUGAGCUACACAAAGCACACUUGGCUAACUGAGCAGGAGGGAACCUGGUUGAGACCUUCUCUAUUCUUCACUUUGGGCCUGAGGACCCAAAGGUCCUUUUAUUUUUGCUGCACCAAAGGGCACCAGGAGCUGGGCUAUCCUCCAUGGUGCAGGCUUUGUAGAGCAUGCAUGGCAAGGGCUGGGCUGCUUCAGUGUGAUGUGUCCUUACACCAGCAGGCAUUGGCAUUUUAACACACACACACACACACACACACACACACACACACACACACACACACACAAUUUUACAGUUGAAAGUAUCCCUUGCUCCUGGUCAGGGUGUCUUGCUCAGUACAGAUGAGUUUUCAAAGUGCUACCAAAAUCUAACGAAGUGUUAGAGGGCCUCCAGUGUAGAAGAGAAGGAAUCACACCAAGCCCAUGGCAAAACCCAUGCCACAGCCAUUCUACAAGACCGACCUGACGGUCUGCCUCAUCUGUCCAGUCUGACCUGGUCCUGGGCCUCUGUGCUGACCACAGUACCUAUUCCCCUGCUCUGCCCACUCCAUGCCUCCUCCAGACUUUCAGUGUCUCCCACUUCUCUCCUUCCCCACCCUUCAGGGCCCCUCCCCUAUUUCACUUUUCUCUAUAGACCACGAGGGGCUCCUUGGGCAGGGCAUGAGCGGGCCAGUAAUAGCAAAUACCAAGGUAUCUCAAGAAAGCGGAGCGGGAAAAUGCUUCGUCCCCAGCAGGACCAGUGGCACGUCCCCAGGUGCGCUGGGUACCAGGUGCUUGGCUGCUUCCUAUCCCAAGCUGGUGCUGGCAGGAAACAGAGGUGCGGGCCUCCAGGGAGCAGAGACUGCUGCUGCUGCAUCUCAUUAAUCUUCUGCUAAUUGUGGCAAAUGGGAUUUUACAGUUCCCCAGGCCCUCCCCAGGAGCUAUGGCUGCACCUCGAGAGGGGGGCUAGGGAAGGGAUUGCAGGCCAGCCACGGAAUCCCUUCAAGACCCCCCUGACUUGUGCAGUAUGCUCUCUGUGUGACUCUGGGAUGGAGGGGUAGAAUCUACACUGAGCCUUGCCUUUCUUUCUCCCAGGCCCUAAUGACAUCCUUGGUGUAAAUCAAUCACACUGCCUGUCAGGGAGCUUGUGGCCAAAAGGAUGACUGAGUGACUCAGCUGACUCUCAAAGUGGCACAUAAUUCCUUCUGAAGGUUUGCUACCCAGGGCCCAGCAGCCUCGGUCGCCAAGCUGCGUAGACCAAGGUCCUGAAUCUACUGUAAAAGGGAAGCUGGCUCACCAGCUAUGGCCUCUUGGUCUCUGGGUCUGUACUUCCUCCCCUGUAAUGUCUGAGAAGAAUAAUCACCUCUCUGGGGAUAGAACAAUGAAAUUAAACUGCAUCCAAGUGCUUCUGGUGGAGGACGUUUCUUAGCAUCCCUUCCUAAGGAUGUCCUCGCCUGUCUAGUUCUCCUCAACCCUUGCUUUUUAUGUGAUGGCGGGCACAGCUCUCCAUUAAUAACCAGUGCUUAGACUAAUGAGUGAUGGCUGGGCUCCACACUUUGUCUCUGCUCUCUACCACACCCUCCAGAGGGAGCAAGGACAGGACCAGGGAUAGAAACCCUAUCUGAAGGUGCCCUAACAAAGAUGAAAACCUGAGGCUGUUCUGCCCAGCCUUGUACCUUGGGGGUCAAGCCCAAGUCUUCCUUUCUCUUUGCCCAUUACCAUCUGGUCACUUUUGUAAAGAGCCCCAGCCAACUGUCACCUCUUACUCCUGUUGUGAGAGACAGACUGAGAGAGGGAUAAAGCUGGGGUUUCAGUGUUUGUGCAGUAGUCACCUUGCUGAAUAUCUUGGAUAACCAUGGGGUCCCAGUUUCUUGGUCUGGCAAGUGAGGUCUUCUUCCCAGAGCAGUCUCAGAGUUUCUUAGGACUUGGGAACAUGCGGGAUCCUCAGCUCAAGUGGACAAUACAAUCCAGGCACAGCCACACAGAGGCCUACAGAGGCCAUGGGUAGAGCCAUAGCAAGAGCUGGUUCAGAGAGCUCCUGUUUCUUUGAUUAAAGGAGCAUAGCCUCCACAGGCUUCUCAUUGGCUGAUUGACAGAGAAGAUGCAGCUUCCUCCUCAUGGAGUUGACAGGGUUCCUCAGGAAGGGGACACCCACAGUGGUGACCCAGCUUUUUGCCUUCCUCAUAGCUGGGGCAUCCCUAGCUACCCUGGCCCUGGCCAGAACCCCUGAGGCCCCCCAGCUUCUCACAGUGUAUGCCCAGUCUCUGACAGACACUGUCACCCAUUCGCAACCACAGUCAUUGAUUUUAGGCACUGAGAUUACCUUCUGUUUCUUCAAGGCAAUUUCCCUGAAUUGGAGAAAAAUCAUGAAACAUCGGAUAAGGGAGUUGUGUCUUCUUGUUGUUAUUGUUAUUGUUGUUGUUGUUGUUGUUGUUGUUUUGUUUGUUGAAGAUGGGAGAGUUAUUAUCUGCAUUUUACUUCAUGGGGAUCUCCUGAUGGUGACAAGAUCAGGGUCACAGCUGCCCAUGGUGGUGCAUGUUUUCAAUGCCGGCAUCCAGGAGGCUGAGGCAAGAGGGUUGCCAUGGGUGACACAGAAUGAGUACCAGGCCAGCUAGAGCAAAAAUAGAUAUCGGCUGUCGUCCGGCUACUUAACCAUAUCCAUGUAAAUUAAUUCAACCAACCUACAUCUGGGGUCUCAUAGUUUACCAUCUGGGCACAAGGACUGGGUGAGGUACGAGUUUAUUCAUAUUGUCUUUAUGAGUGUAAUGCCAUUCACAGAAAGAUGUUAGAAUGCAGUUUCCGUGAGAACAACUGAAGCCUGGGAAUGUCAGAUAAAGGCUUUUGAGCUCCAAGGCUUGUUGGACCAGUGUCACUCUGUAGACUAUCACCCUGAGCUUGAGGUAGACACAGCCUUGAAGUACUGUCGCUGUCGCCUUAUGAACUAACACAUCCUCUAGAACACAAAAUUAACAGUGGCUAAGUCGCACCCAGACCACAGUCCUCUGCGAGCCCACACACACUGCUGACCAGUGGAAACCACUUCAUGCCUGCCCUCUGGUGCUUUCAGACAUCCUCCUUCCUCACACAUACACAGGCUGUUCCCUCUACCAGGAAGGAAGCAGCCUCCCAUGAUGUGUGCACCAUGAGGUCUAAGUCAGGCUCCUCAUGGGGAUCUGCAUCUGAGCUCUGCCCUUUCUCACCUCUCAGACUGCUAAGGUUCCCUUCCCCAGAAAAUGGAGAGAUGCCAAGUCCUUGUUGCUUGAUAAGUCAGAACACCAGUCCUGCCUUGUCUAAAAUGGCGGUUCUCUAACACAGUGGUUAACACAUCUGCCACACUUGGGGCCACCUCCCAAGUCCCUUCCUCUCAAGACCCAUAGGGGCCAAAGCCCCGCACUAACCUAAUGCUGUAUCUUAUGUUGGCCGACCUAAUGCUAUAACUUAUGCUUAGCCAAACUUGGCCAUGGUCUAUGGAGUAAUUUCUCUCCAGCGCCCCCAGCCUCACCUGCCUUCUUCUGUAGCAUCCUCACUCUCUGCAUGUCACCCUGCUUCCUUCUCAGCCGAUCACACUCACCUCCCUGGGCCCUGCAGUGGACUGUGUUCUCUCUGUCUGGAUCCCUCAGCCAUACCACCCUGUCCUGAUCUUUCCCUGGAGAGCUUCUGCACUUCAUACAGUUUAACAUUUAACUCGGCUUCCUGGGCUUCCCCUGGGAAGUCUGUAGAUAACCCGGGUUGACCAGAUCCCCACCUCAAGACCACCUUCUUGCCCAGACCCCCCAUAUAGUACUUGUUGUCCUUGUCCACCUAUCUAACCCCCCUGUUUGGCUGUGACCUCAAGGACUGGGCCGCCUCUGGAUGGAGACCUUCUUGGCUCUUUGGAGCAUCUGCCCAUUAGGACAAGCGCCUUCUGGGGACUGGGUGUGACUUGGCCACUGUUACCUUUGUGUUGUGGAUGGUGUGUCAGUUUGUAAGGGGACAGUGCUUCAAGAUUGUCUACAUCUAAUGUACAUUUCCUGCUUCGAGUUCAAACCUUGUUCAUCAGCACAACAGCUAACAGCAGUGCCCGAUGACAGAUGGCCCGGCACUGAGCCUGAACCCUGGCUCCACAGCAGGCCUGGAGUAGGGCACACAUGUCUGGCAUGGUAGAUGCUUUCAUUGAUCUAGAGUCCAUCUCUAAGGGUGCUGUUGUGAAGUCAGCCAGAUGACAUCAGUGCCAGCAAUGGGGGCUGGGCCUAAAAGGGCCAGGCCAUGUCUGCAGUCUCCUAGGAUGACUGGACCAAGUAGGCCAUCUCUAUUCUAAUAUGGAGACUUUCUGUUUUAUGUGUUAUGGUAUUUAGUUUUAUUUUGAUUCUGAAGUUUAUGGUAGGAGGUUCCAGAAUCCGACUUUCAAAGUCUCUUCAACAUUAAGAACACCCUCAGAUAAUGCCAUCCCAACAGUUCAACAGACAUAUCUGGGUUUUCACAGUUCUUACUCAAAAUCAUCAUGUCUAGGCUCUUGGGCCUUGUUUAGCAGACAAUUAGGAUUUAGUGCCUGGCAUGCAUGAACAGUGUUGGAUGACACAAUUCUGUGUAAGAGACUAUAGUGAUACCUUCCCCACUUCCUAUUAGCCCCUUCCUACUUCCUGUUAGCCCCUCCCCACUUCCUCUUAGCCCCUCCCACUUCCUCUUAGCCCCUCCCCACUUCCUCUUAGCCCCUCCCCACUUACUAUUAUCCCGUUGUAUGAAUUGGCUGGCUGGUUAUUACUCUGUGAAUGAUACUGGCUUCUCCAUUAAAGAAAUAUCAAGUUAGCAUCCACAUUGCUGUUUGGGCCAUAAAUUUAAGGCAAAGUACAGAGCCCAGCACCAGCAUGGAUGCCAUAGCACUGAGUGCAUCAGUGCUAGAUCUUAACCUGGCCGCAUUGGGAACCCCAGAGGGACAUUAACAUGCCUUGGAGAAAUGGACAAGUAGCCAAGAUGAAGUCUCAUGCUGGUCUCUAGUGGCCUCUCCCGCUGAAUGUUUCAGAUUAUCAGGAAUGUGUAGGAUCUGCCAUGUUUCCACCACAGCCAUUCUAGUUCAUAUUCUCUCUGAGAGUUGGGGUUGAUUUCUUCUCAGCUAUCUGCAUCUCCAUCCAAGUGAAACAGAAGAGAGAGGUGCAGACCAGGGAGGUGAAUCCUGCUGUCUGUUGCUAGUGAUGUGGAAACCAUACAUCUUGUUUAAGGAGGUGCUGACAAGUCUAUGUACACAGGGAACCACCCCAAAGCCAAGGCUGGGAAGUUCCUCAAGUAUGAGGCACCCUCAGUGAGGACCACCAUGUCCGCAACACUUCUGGGACCACAGACAGACUAGGAAGAGGGUCUUGCUUCCUUACAAUUAGUGACUUUGGAGAUCUCUAUGCCACCAGGGAAAAGCCUGCCCUUACCUGCUCUUCUCAUCUAGUAAUGGACAGGGAAGGUCUCCUUGGGACCCUUGCCCUGCCCUGCCCUGCCCUGCCCUGCCCUGCCAUUGCCUGAAGAUGUCUGCAUCUUCUCCCUUGCUGAAACAUAGCCGUAGCAUAUAUUCAAUGACCUUCUGAGGCUGCUGUUGGAAGGACGGUGGUCCAGAAAAUAUAUUCUUGAACCUCGUGGACAGUGGGACACCAGAGGACAUAAGGACAUUCUGGGUGAACACCUGAGAGCUAACACCAUUCUGUUGUUUACACCCCUGCCUUGCCAACAGGUACAAAGAGGGAGCAGUGGACAUUGCAAAGCAUGGCCUGAGAACAGCACUAAUUCCCUCCCAGCAUCCUGAUGUUAGUGUCCAUGCAUGACCCUACCCUUACACGGUCCCCAUGGAAUGUAUGUCCUUUCUGUCUUUAAUUACCCUGUGGCCAUAAUAGCUGAAGGAGAAUUCAGACGUCCAUUCUCCUCUUGGGAGAUAAAAGCAUGAUCAAACUUCAUGAAGAUUCAGGCAUGACUGCUUGUCCCUCUCCCAAGACAGCUAUCACUGAAACGUACAAACAACAGGGGCCUUCGGUAGGAGAUAUCCCCUUGGGAGCCUGUCACCUGACUGCGACUCUCUUCCCAGUACUUGCAAGCACCCGUCUCACAGCCUUCCAAUCCUUACCAUAAAUCUCCUACUAUAAAUGUAGAGCUCUCGUUUUUUAUAUGCAAAACUUAAGAAUAUUCUACUAAUAUGAUCUGUUCAGGUGCAGAGUAAAUAUUUUUUUCAAACAAGAAAAGUGUGUUCUAUCUCCAAUGAGUUCAGAGAAGUUUCCAUUUCUAGAGUUACAGACUCAGUAGCCUCAUCAAGAUGGUCGAGAAGGGUUUUUUAGGUUUUGUGUUUUUAAUGAAAUUUUGGAAUCUUUGCAUGUGCACAGUGAGAUAGCUGAUGAGUUUUCAGCUGAUGAAUUUAUAUUUCAAAAAGAUACUAUAUCCAUAGUCGGGGUAAUUUAUAUAGUUUUUUUAAAUAAUUUGUGUAUGAAACGAAGUUUCAUGGUGUGGACGUUUUUACUGUGUCAUGUAGAUGCUCAGAACAUCUCAGACCUGGGAGCAAUUCAGAUGUCAGUUUUGAAUUGAGAAUCCUCAACCCACGUUCCCAAUUCUACCACUGUCAGGCAUGCUGGCUACCAUUAUGACUGUGACCAAUUACCUGACAAGCAGAGACUUAGGGCAAGUUUUGGCUCCAGUUAGAGAGGAUAUAUGGGAAAGAAGAAAGCACGCUGGUGGGAGUGUGUUGUGUCAGCAGGAAUGUGAGGCUUCUUGCUUACAUCAUGGUUGUGCGGGAAGCAGAGGCAGGUGAAUGCUGGCAUUCAGAUGGCUUUCUCCCUGUUCUCUUUUUACUCAGACCAAGGCCCCAGCCCAUGGGAUAGUAGCACAUACCCUCAGAGAGUGAAGUCUCCUCCUCUCAGUUAACUCUCGGAAAAUGAUAUCACCCAUGUAUCCAGUGCCCUAAACGUUUCCUAAUUCAGUGUUGGCAAUCAAAGCCAGGCGGUCUAGAAUAGAGGGAUGGCUUAGCGAGUGAAGGUGCUCACCACCAAGCCUGCUGGCCUGAGUUUGAUCCCUGGAACCCACACAAUGGAAGGAGAGGGCUGACUCCUCUGACCUUCACAUUGUGGCCCUGCUGCUGUCAUUUCACUCUCAGUAGUGAGCAUUAUUUCUAGGUGACUAGAUAAUGUCCUCAGACCCACACACGUAAUAACACCUUCCUCUCACUGAUCCUCAAAACAUCACGGUGCUCCUUCUCAGAUGAGUUAAAUCCUUUGUCCCACGUCCCUUAGCAAGCUAGUGAGGAGCCAGGGUACGACCUUAUAUGUCUUCAGAACCUGCAUUCAUAGCACUAAGCAUCCUGGUCUCCAGAUCUGGAGGGGACAAGGGUGAGAUCCAGGUCAGAGUCACCUGAUCACAUGUUCUCAUCUGGCCAAUGAGAUGACACUCCUUCUGUACUGCUGCCGUAACAGCUAUGGGGAGAGCUGAGCCACACUGGAGACAGGGUCUUCCUGUAACUGCCCUCCCACAAUGCUCUGAGAGCUGUCACCAGUCUGUCCUCUCCAGACAGAUGCUUUUUCUCCUUAGAGAAAGUACAUCGCUGUCCGAGGACAUUUUACCUGCCAGGCCCUCACCUGUGUGGCUGCUUUCAUUUCAUCUGGGACUCUUACUCACAGGAUGCCAGCUAUGGGUUCCUUCGUUUGCGUGUCCAGCGGUUUCCCCCAUUGUGCUUCUGUUUGGGGGCCCAGGAGUCCGAGCUACCUUCUGGUAUCAUCUACUUCAUUUGUUUGCCUGUUUGAUUCUUGCUCAACUCCCUGACUCAAGUACAUGCUCCCUGGGAGCAGAAACAGAUCAGCCACGCCUUGCUGUGCCCAAGAGUGCAGUGCAUGGCUAAUUGUUGUUCAAGUGAUUUGGGUGAGCAUGCUCUAGCACCCACCUCAGGUAUGGCACUCUGUGAAGAGAAAACAAUGUCAAGGUGAAGGGUACAGCCCAUGGGCCCUAAGAGCUUGAUGCCUCAUAGGGGCGGAGGCAAAGCAGGAUGCAGGGCAAAUAAGAAAAGGAUUUGAGCAAGGAAGGAAAGGAGAGAGCUCAGCGUGGGGUGGGAGGUGAGAGACAAUCACUAAGCAUCUGAUGAAGUAUGAUAAAUAUGGGGAUUAUAGAUGGCGUCGGGCCUGGGAAAGGCCCAAGGGGACAAGGCUCAGGGCUGCAGGGGUUCUGAAACAACUUUCUGGAGCCCAGGGAGUGAGGGUGGAGUAGAAGAGGCCAGCUUUGAGAGCACUGCCCCAUAGCAGGAACCUAGAUCUCAUUCCUUACAGAAAAGAAGCCAUGAAGACAGUUCACACUGAUAACCAAGGAAGUAACUCUCGGGCCAGCAUCCAGUGCUCACCCUGCUACUCUUUUUCUUUAAAGAUCUGCUUGUUUUUUAUUUUAUGUGUAUGAGUGUGUGCCCACACAUAUGUCUGUGUAUCAUGGGCUUGCAGUGCCCAUGGAGGGCAGAAGUGGGUUGAAUCCCCCAGAACUGGAGUUAAAGAUAAUUACAAGCUGCCAUGCGGAUGCUGGGAACUGAACCUGGGUCCUCUGGAAGAACAGCCAGUGCUGAUCCAUCUUUCUACCCCUUCAUUCUGCUACUUUCCCAUCAUAAAAUUGGCCCAGGAAAUCUACGUCCGUGAGCCCAUUUUCUCAUUUGGAGUAGGUGAACCUUUACAAAUGAAUGUUGAGUAAUUGGGGCUUCUGUCGUUGGUGUGGUUUGCACAGAACCAGCAGAGGAUGUAGAAGGGGCUUGAUUCAAGCUAGAUCCCUCAGUCAUGCUGUGGACUGUGACUUGACAGUGGCCAUGGGGUAAGCAGGGGAGACAAGUACAAGGCAAAGAAUUAGAAAACUGUUGGAAUAGUUAGGAAAGCUCAGACUCGGAGCCUCUAUGGUAGAAACCUGGUUAAAAGAGGCACAGCUGUACUUCAGCCCUAAAGACUAAGGGAACAGAGACCAUAGGAGCCCCAAGUCGGUGAGGGUAUAGAAACUCAGGUACAGACUAAGGGGAGACACAGCCCAGCCUAGCAUGGGUCCCCCUGCCAGCUCUUUGCUUCUGUAUCUUCUUUGGAAGACAGAGCCAGUUCUGAAUCUCAGGAAGCUCCUGUACUGGGAAGGAGUGUCCCGUCAUUUGUAAUGAGUGAUGCAUUUUUAAUUAAAAUGGAAAUCACUGGAGCAUUCUGUAAAGUUUUACUUGGGGAAUUUGCCUUCUUGCAGGCUCUGCCUUAAUUAGCAUUCUAUUUAUCCCUUAUUAAUAAAUGAUAUCCAAGCAGUUCCUUCUGCCUCCUUUGAUCUCAGGGUCUCGUCAUUCAUGAGACAAACUCUGUUCCUCACUGACAGUCAGAGAUCAGUGGGCCCAAGCAGGUCCGACUUGGAGUUCGAGAGCUAGGGUUCUCAAAACAUACCAGCAACAUGGAGACUUUUUUUUGGUUAUCUGGGGUCCAGAAGCUAUCAUGUGCACCUCCAAGGUUGAAGGUGGCACCUUCUGAAAACACACCUUUUUGAUGGAGCCACUAAACUGGGCAGUUUAGACUCAUGACAGCGGCCCUAGAUUGAUCAGUCAGGACCCAGCUCCAGGAGCUAGAUGCCAAGGAGCACUUGCUGAUCUUUGACCCAAAGUCAAGAAAGCUCAGUAUGUCUUUCACGAUCACAAAGCCAGGCAGCGAGUGCCAGAGAACCGUGGAAAGCUGAUGUGCUGUGUUCUGUCUUACAUUGGGGGCUUAUGUGCAUGGUCCUGAUCAAUGCUCUAAGCCAGGUAAUAAGAGUAAAAUAGCUUUACUCCAACCGCCUAGAAGACAGAACCAGCUGGGGUGAAAUUCAUCAGCCUCCUUACAGCUCUCCAGCUGUAAGACAGUUAAGGCUGAGACUGUGGACUGCAAGGCCCUCAGCUCCAUUUGCUGAAUUAGAACUGCACUCUCCCAGUUUGAACCUACUGCCCUGACUGUUCAGGGUAACAUCCGGUCCUUUCUGCCCAGAGUGUGUGCACUAAGGACCAGCAGCGCUAGCCCAUAGGUGUAUAUUAAAAUGCAGGACCCAGACCCCACUACAGACUCAUGAAUCAGACCCUACACUUGGACAAGGUCCCAGGAUGUGCCAAUACUUGCUAAGCUUAAAAAACAAACUAGAGAUCUGAGCACCUGCCAUGUCUUAGUAAAGUUCAGGGUGCAGAUGAGGCCUGUGACCUUGGCCAUGAGCCAGAUUCUGAAAGCCGAAAGCUAAGAUUACCCUAUAUUCCCAGGUUGGCGCCAUUGGACUUUGGGAAGAUGGUACAGGAGCCAGGGGCCAGUCUUAGUAUCCCCAAAUGACUGGCAAAUGCCUUUAGUUUUAUCAUAAGCACACAGUAGAGCCUGUCACACAGUAGGGCCUUGGUCACACAGAUCUUUGCCUUUGUCAAGAGUUAUAAUAGGCCCAAAGUGUAGCUGGUUAUUUAGGACAGUAGAGGAUUGGAUUGGCAAUCACACGUGCCUUUGAUUAAUAAAAAUGAAAUGAAACAGAGAUAUGCGCUAAUUGCCUUUCAGACACAGGGUUUAUUUGGGACAAUGCCUUUCAGAUUGUGAGGCUCAUGGGAUAAAGGAGAUUGUAAAACAGUUCAUGACAAGUGGCACACAAAUGUCAGUAACUGCAGUCCCAACGUUCUGACACCACUGUCUAUGAUUGUACCGGAAUACAUGUGUGCACAUACAGAGAAAGGCGCAUACGCAUAAAUAAAAAUGAAAUGAAAUGAAAAGUUCUCUGAUGGUCUGGAAUGCCUCCUUAUUUUUGGAG